CUUCUAUGUGGAACAGUGUCAAAAGCCUUAAUGAAAUCUAGGUAAGCAAUGUCUACUGCACCACUCUGAUCUAUUAUUUUAGUUACCCAAUCAAAAAAAUCAAUGAGAUUAGUUUGGCAUGAUCUCCAUGAAAUAAACCCAUGUUGCCUCUGAUCUUGAAAUCCAUGUGAUUUUAGAUGUUCAACAAUCCUAAACCUUUAACAUGGUUUCCAUUACUUUCCCCCUACUGAAGUAAGGCUUACUGGCCUGUAGUUGCCCGACUCCUCCCUACUACCUUUCUUAUGAAUGGGUACAACAUUCGCUAAUUUCCAAUUUUCUGGGGCUACUCCUGUUAACAAUGAUUGGUUAAAUAAAUCUGUUAAUGGUUUUGCUAGUACACCACUAAGUUCUUUUAAUAACCAGGGCCGGACUGGCCCACCGGGAUACCGGGAAAUUUCCCGGUGGGCCGCGGCACCUGGGGGCCGGCCGCAUUCCUGGCUGGAGCCGCCGGGCCGGGUGGCAGCUUCCCCGGUCCGGCAGCACUCCUCUCACUGCUGUGGCUGAUGGAGGAGGAGCAUGUCUCUGUACCAUGCUCCCUCGCGGUUCCCGGCACAGGAACCGUGAGGGAGUAUGGUACAGAGACAUGCUCCUCCUCCAUCAGCCACAGCAGUGACAGGGGCAGGGCCGCUGGACCAGGGAAGCUGCCACCCGGCCCAGCGGCUCCAGCCAGGAACGAGGCCGGCCCCCUGACUUCUCCAGGUAAAGGGGGGGGAGAGGGGAAUAGAGGGAGGAGGGAGAGACACAGGGAAAGGGGAGGGAGAGGAAUGGGGGGAGACACAGGGAAAGGGGGGAGGGAGAGAGAUGGGAGAGACAGGGAAAGGAGGGAGGGAGGGAGAUGGGAGAGACAGGGAAAGGAAGGAGGGAGGGAGGGAGAGAGAUGGGAGAGACAGGGAAAGGAGGGAGGGAGGGAGAUGGGAGAGACAGGGAAAGGAGGGAGGGAGGGAGAUGGGAGAGACAGGGAAAGGAGGGAGGGAGAGAGAUGGGAGAGACAGGGAAAGGAGGGAGGGAGAGAGAUGGGAGAGACAGGGAAAGGAGGGAGGGAGAGAGAUGGGGAGGAGGGAGACACACGGAAGGGGAGGGAGAGAUGGGGAUGAGGGGAGAGACACAGGGGAAGGGGGAGGGAGAGAGAUGGGGAGGAGGGAGAGACACAGGGAAAGGGGGGAGGAAGAGACAGGGAAAGGGGGUGAAAGAGGCAGAGGGGGAAGAGAGAGACAAAGGGAGAAAUGAGAGAGAGACACACAAGGGGAGGGGAAGAAAGAGGCAGAGGUGGAAGAGAGAGACUGGGAAGGAGAGUGGAGACAUUGACACAGAGGAGCAGUGAGGGGGAGAAAGAAACAUACAGAGUGACUGGGGGAGACAAAAAGGCACACAGAGGGGCUGGAGAUAAAGAGACACACAUAGGGGCAGUAUAUAUCACUGGUGGAUGGGGGGGCAACGGGCCCCCCCCCAAGGCUUUCCCCUGCCGUUCCACAGGUACCGUGCAGCCAGUCGGCAGGGGAGGAAGAGAGGACCUGGGGCAACGCUGCGGCUCUCAUGAGGGUGAACUCUAGCCCUGGAGCUACGGGCUAGAGUUCACUCUCACCACUUCCUGGUAGUCCCAGUAGUAGGAGUGAACUCUAGCCCCAUACACACACUGCCCCACACACACACACACCAUACACAUUCACACACUGCCCCCACACACACACACCAUACACAUUUACACACUGAACCUUUCACACACCUUGCACCACUGCUCCUAUACCCUACUACAGCCCCAUAUCCCAGCAGACUCCAGGUAAGUUGUCAAACUGUUCUUAAACGGUUUGACGACUUACUCUGGGAGGGGGUGCCGACGCUCCUGGCACCAUAACCACUACACAGAGGAGUAGUGGUUAUUGUGCAUGGAAUGUUUCUUUAAAUAAUCUACAAGUGCCCCUCUCAGGCUCAGGCUCUGGAUCCGCCACUAGUAUAUGACAUGUAUAUUAAUGUGUGUAUUAGUUAUAUAUAUAUAUAUAUAUAUACCUAUUAUAUUUACACAUAUUAAUGUACAUUUAUAAAUGCAUAAUACACAGAGAAAUUUCAUUAAUAUGUACCAUAUGUAAUGAGCAGAUAUUGGCCCAGUCUUAUUGCUAGGUGCAUACUCCAGCACAAUAACAUAUUUAACAUAUUUAAAGUGAAGAGCACACCUCCACAUACUGGUCUCUGUUUGGACUAAUGCAGAAGCAAUGAUUAGACAACAGUGAUUGAAUGAAAGUGUUAGCAUUCGCUCUUAGCUUAUCACUGGCCGCUAAUUGCACACAAAUAUCCAUACAUUUCUAUCACUGACUAAUGAUGGGUGGGCAGUGAUAGGCUGAGUGCGUCAUGUGAUGCUUUCAGCCAAUCACUGCUGCCUCCUCAUUGCUUGCACUAAUGUGUCCACAUUAGAUGGAUUUAAUUACAAUUCCAAUGCAACUACUUAUGGACAAGACUUAAGUUGACAAAAGGCGAAGCUCUGCUUUCAACUUUUGUCCAGUCCGUCAAAUCACAAGCGACGUGUGUGCGAUUCAGGCAUUGAUUUAAAGAGGUUCCUAUGGUCUUACGGGACACUCUUGCAAGGGUCAGGUUAAGCUAAAUAAAUCCCACCUUCCCUGCACACUGCGGCCACUGCACCCUGACCAGGUCUGUCAUUUUGGGGGGGUUUAGCAAAAUAUGCAAAGUGAGAAAUUCGUUUUAAGCCAUAUUCAGGGCUUGGGCAGCUGUGGUAGCCUAGCUUGGCAUCACACCAAAAAGUGUCUCCAUCUGUGCUCUGGUAAACUGCUGUGGAAUCACUCCACCACAUGGGAGUAAUGUACGCCCCCUAAAGCACUUUAGCUUGCUGUAAUACUUUAUGUGUUCUCUUUUUUAUUUUAAAUAAAGCGCAGAUUUAAGUAGAAAUAGGCAAUUUUAUAAAUUAACCUUGUUACACCCCCCCAUAUUGAUAACGAGUCCAGGAAAGAUGUUAAACAAGUUUGUUUCAGUUUCAUCUGUGUUACUUUGGUAGCUUCCCCACCUUCCUUCUUGAUGCCCAUUGCAGUGAUUUUUUUUCUGUAUUAUUUUGUUUGUCCCUGGGCAUGCCAUGUUCUAAGUGUUUUUAUAAAUUUGCAUUGUAAGGAAUUUUUUUUCUAUGGAUUAAUUUCACAAGCUCUUCUGAAUGUCAUGUUGUUAGAAAAUGCUUGUUAAUCCCCCUGGCUCAUUAAGCUGAAUUGAGAAGUCUAUGAUUGGACAGCCACAGAAGGUCUGGGUGGGAUUAGAAGGGGAUUAGAAGGGGAGGUCUUGCAAAGAAAGUAGUCAAGAGAGCUACAGUGAUGGUGAUACUUAUCAGAUUCUGUGCCCUGUGGGAGCUGCCAACUUCUUUCUUCUGCUCAUGAGGCUUUGUUCAGAUCAUUUCAUAAAGAUUUUAUCGAUAUGAAAUGCUAAAAAAAAAUAUGACGACCGAACAAAUUACUUGAAACAUAUCUAUUUAGGAAAACUUAAAGGAACAAUUUUGCGUAAGGAAUAAAAAUAUACCUAACACUAUAGUGCCCUGGUGGCCAUUUAGGUGACUAGCCCUCACCUGUAGUAAGAGAAAAAAAGUUUCUGCAAUUGACCCGGUCUUCUUGGCUGAGAUCAUCGAGAUUGAUGAUCUCAGCCAAUCAAAUGCUUUCCCCUAGUAACACACUGGGAGGCUAGUUCGCAUGUGCAGCAUCAUGCAUCAUGAGACCAUCUGAAAGAAAUAGCAGAUGUUUACUCUGCUCUUUCAGAGAAAGUACCACCAGAGGCAUUUAAACCCUGCAAUAAGAACAUUUGCCAUUCUGCGGAAUUGAAAUCUUCAUCUUCGCAUAAAUCAAUAAAAUCUUCGCAUUCAGCUCCACUCAGAAGCUCGAUGGAGAAGGAGAGGUCAGCAGUGCCGAGGGAGAAUGGCACUGGAUUAAAGUAAGCAAAUAAAUGGUUCAUUAACCAUUUAUUUGCUGCAGAACGGGGCCCUAGUCACCUAAACACGUUAGAAAAUACAUAUUUGCAUUCCUAACGCUAUAGUGUUCCUUUAAAUAUAAUGAAGUCUUUCUUUUUAGAAAACACGUAUACAUAAAGUGAAUAGAUCAAAAAGUGUUGAAGAGUGAUAAAAACUAAGAGCUUUAAGAGGCAAUCCUAGAUGGGUCUAACCUCACUACUCUAAUUUUUUUGGCCUAUUGGUUCCCUUACUUGUAACCACACUUUAUCCCUUUUUUAUUUUCAACACUUUUUGAUCUAUUCACUUUAUGUAAAUAUGUUUUGUGUCUCCUCGUCUGUAGUGAUCAGGAAGGUUUGCCUUGACUGACGCUCUCAGCUUAUCACUGCCCUCCUAUAGUGAGUAUACCACUGACAUCACUGCCAACCUGCAUGUUGAACAUGGGGCAUCCUGGAUCAGGGGUUUCAGGCAGUUCAUACCAGUUUCUGACCAUACUUUCUGCAAGUCACAUUACAGAAUACUGUUGAGACCAGGAAAAUCUUCCACUGUUUUUUCCCUCACAUUUGGCAUUCUUGAACCAUGUAACCUCAUCAUCGACAUUAGCUGACAAGAGCUCUUCAGUUGUAAAAAUUGCAUAUUCCCCUAUGCUGUUUGACACAACUCUGUAUGUAUCGUUAGUUGAUAAUUGCACAUUCUGCUGGUCACAUAUCAUUCACCAUGGUCUGCCAGUAGGUAUGGCUAUUACUAUUAUUAUCUUAUUGUCAUGAUUAUUAUUGACACCUAUGUAUUUCCUACUUAGUCCAUAGCGCUUUGACCUAUGCUAAUAUCUGAGUCAUUAUGUUAACAAGGACUUUGAUCAAGCAAGAUUACAAUCUUUCCUCUACAUCUUACCUGUGGCAAACCUCGCCACUUAUAGACUAUUGCAUAUGUGGAUAUCAUAAGGUUUGCUGGCUGUAAGAACUAAGUGUAAUGUGGUAUGGGGCGUUCAUGCGAACGAGAGCGUUCGUAUGCUUGUAAUGCGUAAUACCCAGCAUUGCCUAUGCAGUUUCACGAACAGUGAGUUUAAACACUGUUCGUAAAACGAAUGAACUACCGAAUGGUCGACCACACACAGGAGGUCGUGUGGCGCCCAUUAACCGAUUGCAACAUUGUUGCAAUCGGUAGUUAAAGACUUCCCUAGGUGGCCGUCGUUCGGCUACCGACCACGCGGCGUCAGCCAUCUUGAUUCCUUUGUUAGCCCAGCGGGGUUUUGCCGUCGAGCGCCUGGAACUAAAAACGGCUACUCGACGGCGCGAACACCGCUGGACUUCCAGGCCGUUCGGUAGUUUGUUCCCCUAAUAUCAAUCGCUAUUUUAACAGUAUGUUGGAAAUAAUGUGUGUUUCGUGCGGCGUUCGGUUAGUUAGACUGGGAGCUGAGCGGUAUUUCCACGAACUAUGCGCUCAGCCUCCAGCUAUCUACCGAAUGUCCAUUCUUGUAAAACAAGUGAAUAUUAUUAAAGUUAUGUAUUUUAAUGUAGAAUGUAAGUUCUGCUGCACGGAGGGAUAAUCCCAUUAACUGUAUAUUCCAGUGGGAGUAUCCCUCUCGACCAGCAGUGCAUGAUGGGAGAAAUGUGUGUGUUGGUCAGUUCCCCAUGUAGUCCCCUACUGUACCCCCCUGGAAUGUCAGUAGGGAAACCCCUUGCAUGGGGAAUCCCAUAAAUACCGUGACCUGUGAAUAAAACCUCAGUUGACUCCCAGCCUAUGUGUCGUCUAGUUCUUGUGAAGGAAGGAUUAUUACAACGCUACCGGGAUUAUUGUAUGCUGUGCUUAUUCCCCUGGAUUAUUUUAUGCUGUUCCUUUUACCCAGCGGAGAUAUUGUGGAUUAUACUACCUCUCCGCUACAUUACCCCUACUCAAUUAAUUAAACAAUGUACUCACAAAUUUCUUACCUCUGUAUUACCGGAUUGUUUUAUAUACAGGAUAAUGGUUUACUAAAGGUUCCAUCUACAUGAUUGACAUCAGGUCACCUACGGACUAUGCAUGUUUUAUCCAUGUGAAGUCAGCUUGAUGUUCACUUUAUUAACUUUUUGAAGUGUCUGGACCUCAAGUAGGUCCUUUUGCUGCAAACUGUGUUUUACUACAGAGAGGAGAGUCCCUUUACAUAUUUAUGAUGUAGAAGGCAGGUUCUAAGUGGGUUUUACUAUGUUUAGUCACAUAUGCAUGCUCCACCAUAGGUGCGUCAGACAUCCUGUGUAAAGUUUCUCCUAUUAUGUUCGCUCUAGUUUAUGCUGUCUAGGUUUAGCCAUAGGCACGUUGGCUGCACAUGUUUAUUCAUGGCUGUUAAUCUACAGCUGCUACAUAGAUGUCAGUUCUGUGUAAUGUUUGUCCUAUGAUUUCAGGUCAUGAUAUUCAUGAAAUGCGUUAUUCAGAGCAGCUGGCUUUGGGUACGGUUACUUUAUAUAUGCUAAUACAAACAAAGCAUGGUUCACUUCAGGGGAAGACAGUUACCAAACACGUGCUUUGGCCUUGUGUAUGUUUAAUUACUGUCAGUAUGAUUUUUAUAAAUAGCAUCAAUCACUCAGUGCAUGUUUUCCAAUUCAUAUUUCAUCAUGUUAGAUGCUUGGCUUUGAUAUGGCAAUGUAGGGUUGCCAGAGGCACAAAUUCCUUGCUUCUGUGCCUGAUUUGUUGACAUGAAUGUCAGUUAGUUGGUACUUUGUCUGGUCUGUAUAGGCUCAUGAUAGCAUUAGAAAGAACACUAUAUUAUGGGUAGCUCACAUAACCAUCAUCUUAUAUGGAAAAUACCCAUUGUCAAAUCACUGCUGUCGAGGUCACACUAGAAGUGUGUUAUCUCACACUGUCAGGUAUUUACACUUUUUAGUGUUCAUCAUCGCAUUAUCCACAUUUUAUAGCUGUAAGUUUGGUUCUCUUACAAUGCUCACAGUAUUUCACUAUUGGAAUGUCCUUCUACUCUAAGCAAUGUUUUGUAUAGAAAUGUCUAAUUAUUUUUUACUUUUUGUCCAUUUGCAUCUCAUUUAACCACUUACAGUGUUCGCUACAUAUGUGGCUGGCCACUUCAUAGUCGGCCUAUUUUAACACAUCCAUCCAAGUUAUUCUUUGUGGUAGUUUAGUCUACACUUCGUUAGUACUCCUCGUUCACGCUGUUUAUGGCUUAUCCAUGUCCAAUAUACACCAAGUGUCUAUUAUAUCCAUUAGCUUGCAUAUACCCCAAUUUUCUAUUACUAUGGUUACACGUAUCACUAUAUGACUGUCGAAUAAUCCUGUGCUUGUAUUAGCUACCCACCUUACUUGCAAUGAAAAAUAGUUAGCAAGCUUUACCAAUCAUAGAUGAUAUGCUAUUAUGGUUAAUCACCAUGCAUUACUUUUCACAGUGUUAGGGGGUUCACACUAUAUUGCAAAGUUCGCCUCAGGUCAAAAUCCAAUUAUGGGUAUAGGGAUUACCUAAUCCUGCCACACGAUUGCAUACUUCUGUUGGAGUCGGUUAUAUUUACUGUAGUUUCCCAAGCCUUCUAGUUCACACACUUAAAGUUACUUGUUACUUCAAUCACUAAGCUCACAGUGUUAUCUAGUAAAACUGGCAUAUUUAUUGGGUUCCAAUGACAGAGUGACAUGCAUUAGUGCUUGUAACGGAUCGCCUGGCACCCCGACUGGGUACCUCCGUUGAAGGAUGCUCCUAGCGCUUCCUGAGGACUCCAAGCACUCUGGCAGACACCACAAUCACCGAACCGGAGAAACAAAUAAAUUCUCCCAAGCAUAUGAAUGCUGUAGACAGUUGAAUAUCAACCAUACAAAUAGGUUUACUCUCCUAUCAGUCAAACUGGAACAGCAUACAAUAAAUCCUUCCCCCAAUAAUGAGACGACACUUCACUUUGAGGGUUAAAACAGGAACUCAGGUGCUGGCACACCCAGCCUGGUUUUUAUUACAGUCUUUGCAAAUACAGGACCGCCCACAGGGAGGUAUAAAACAACCAAUCACAUAUCAGUUACCUGGCUGGCAGCAUGGCUAUCUGGCCCAAACUGGUUUCAGAGUCUUCUAUCCUGGAGAUAAUUAAGAAGUAAUGCAAUUAUCUCCAAGGACAGAGGCAAAACUCCAUUAGCCACAUGGCAGACAAAGGACAACAAAAGACAUAAAAAUACAUACUGUUACAUUUAUCACAUAGAACCUACACAUUUACAAUUUACCGAACACAUAAUAGCAUAUAUAAUAUUGCAGACCGCCUGAAUGCAAUCUGCUACACAGUCUUAAAGGGACAUUGUUCCUAAAAGUCAUAAUCUGUCCAGGGAUGGUUUUUAAAGGGCCAGCAGCAGCACCAUGCAAAUCCAAUAUGCCCAAAUAUUGUACUUGAAGGGCCAAAUAACCCAGGGCCAUAGUCAUGAGGCAAUAGGCUGGCAAUCAGGCUCCUCCAACAGACAGGGGAAAAUCCGGUGACAAAAGGCGUUUCGUCACACAUAUCACCUUUGGGGGGGAGACUAACCAGGCACUGAGUUAGUCGAUAAACCCACCCACAGUGAACAAGUACAUGAGUAGCCCACCCGCAACACACAUUUACUGCACCUGGGUAUUCCUCUGAGGUCACUGGGUAACACGCUUUGGGUGCUUGGGGGGCAGAGGCCAACUGCGCUCUGCCCCGAUGCCAGCGCUUCGGCUGGGGCAGCUGGGUUAGGCCUUGGCUGGGGAGGGGAAAUAGUACUUACCCCCUCCUCCUGGUGUCCCUGCAAGGGUAGUUGGGGAUCUGGACAGGCUGUCCAACAUCCCUGUAAGUCGGGUGCAGAGACCACGGUCCCAUCUGCAUAGUUGUGGGGCUUAACAUCUCCCCUUGGUGGGUUAGGCUGCCGCUGGAGAGAGGGUGUAACAAGCUCCUCUCUCUGAACUGUAGACUGCCGCUGGGGAGAGGGGGUAACCUGACACUCUCUUUGCUGGUGGAGAGGGGGACCAACUGCCUCCCCUUUCAAUAUUUUGUCCUGUGGCUGGGGUGCGAGACAGACGGUCUCUGCUUCCUGGGGUACACACUCCCGCUGGGGAGGAAGGACAGCACCUUCAGCUCCCUGGGGUACACACUGCCGCUGGGGAGGAAGGACGACACCUUUGGCUCCCUGGGAUACACACUGCCGCUGGAGAGGAAGGACGGCACCUUCUGCUCCCUGGGGUACACACUGCCGCUGGGGAGGAAGGACGACACCUUCAGCUCCCUGGGAUACACACUGCCGCUGGGGAGGAAGGACGGCACCUUCUGCUCCCUGUUGUACACACUGCCGCUGGGGAGGAAGGAUGACACCUUCAGCUCCCUGGGACUCACACUGCCGCUGGGGAGGAAGGACGGCACCUUCAGCUCCCUGGGAUACACACUGCUGCUGGGGAUGAAGGACGGCACCUUCAGCUCCCUGGGACACACACUGCCGCUGGGGAGGAAGGACGACACCUUCAGCUCCCUGGGAUACACACUGCCGCUGGGGAGGAAGGACGACACCUUUGGCUUCCUGGGACUUACACUGCCGCUGGGGAGGAAGGACGACACCUUUGGAUCCCUGGGACUCCUUUUUGGCCAAAUCUACUAGAGAUUGCAGGUAUUCUCCUACUAGUUUCCUGGCGAGCUGCACGGCUCUCUCUGGGGGGUUGGGUCCAAAGUUAGACAACACCUCAUUAACCUCUCUGUCAAACUCCUCCUGAGUGUAGUCAUACGCCAUGCUUGCUCUGCUGAAGUUAGUUCUUUUGUAGAUAGGGUCGCUGUACGGAUACUAGCGUUGCCUUCCCUUUGUAACUCCAAACGAACUGUGUCUCUGAGCUGCUUUACCUCGCACUAGGAUGCCAUCCCACCGCUUGCCACCAAUGUAACGGAUCGCCUGGCACCCCGACUGGGUACCUCCGUUGAAGGAUGCUCCUAGCGCUUCCUGAGGACUCCAAGCACUCUGGCAGACACCACAAUCACCGAACCGGAGAAACAAAUAAAUUCUCCCAAGCAUAUGAAUGCUGUAGACAGUUGAAUAGGAACCAUACGAAUAGGUUUACUCUCCUAGCAGUCAAACUGGAACAGCAUACAAUAAAUCCUUCCCCCAAUAAUGAGACGACACUUCACUUUGAGGGUUAAAACAGGAACUCAGGUGCUGGCACACCCAUCCUGGUUUUUAUUACAGUCUUUGCAAAUACAGGACCGCCCACAGGGAGGUAUAAAACAACCAAUCACAUAUCAGUUACAUCCCACAUAUUCCCUCCACUUAUCCUGAGAAGAAACUCAAUUACACAUACAGUUAAAACAUACUUUUUACCCAACUUUCAUAACUCUAAAACUAUACAUCACAUUCACAUAAAAUUACAUAUUCACAAUCAAUCCAUUCAGGGGAACAACAUAUUAAAAAAAAAUGGCAUGAAUCAGACCAGGGGUUCAGAAGUUAGCACAAGUAUCUUUUAUGGCCUGGCUGGCAGCAUGGCUAUCUGACCCAAACUUGUUUCAGAGUCUUCUAUCCUGGAGAUAAUUAAGAAGUAAUGCAAUUAUCUCCAAGGACAGAGGCAAAACUCCAUUAGCCACAUGGCAGACAAAGGACAACAAAAGACAUAAAAAUACAUACUGUUACAUUUAUCACAUAGAACCUACACAUUUACAAUUUACCGAACACAUAAUAGCAUAUAUAAUAUUGCAGACCGCCUGAAUGCAAUCUGCUACACAGUCUUAAAGGGACAUUGUUCCUAAAAGUCAUAAUCUGUCCAGGGAUGGUUUUUAAAGGGCCAGCAGCAGCACCAUACAAAUCCAAUAUGCCCAAAUAUUGUACUUGAAGGGCCAAAUAACCCAGGGCCAUAGUCAUGAGGCAAUAGGCUGGCAAUCAGGCUCCUCCAACAGACAGGGGAAAAUCCGGUGACAAAAGGCGUUUCGUCACAGUGCUGUCACCACACAAAUGACUCACUUAUCCUAUCCCUCCCUAGCACGUGCUUUAUGGUAGCAUGGGGUACUGACAGGAAAUUAUACUUAGUUUGUUCUGGCUGUUAGGUAGCACUUUGGCCUUGGGUAGCAUUUUGGCUUCUUGUUUCACUAGAUAGCAGUCCCGCAAGACCAACUACCAUCCUCAAGCAUGGAGCUAUUCACCCCCUUUCUCAAAUCAUAGCUAGUGCCUCACUACUCCAUCCUCUUCACAAAAAAUAUGGGGUCUCACCUGUCAAGGACAAUCUAUCUUUAACCAUGUAAAUGUCACCAAAAGACCAACUCCCUGCAACAGCAAUUGGUGGCAUACGUCCAACACAGCCCAACUCAUAUGUAGUGCCAAGCAUUGCUGUAUGGCAACUGGUAAGGCCUUCCCAGUCACCAAUCCUAAUUUAAUUUCUUCACUGCUUGGCAUAAGUUAGAUCAGCCUGUAUAUGUGUGAAUAAUGCAGUUUUGGUUUACAGUACAGGGUCUUUGUGUCAUGAGAUUACUCAGGACAAUGGUUUGUUGUUUUUCUAUCUUCUUCCUCUGUUUCUGGUAUUUUAAGACACCCACAACACCACCUUACUACUAGUAACCUGUCACAAUUCUUUUUCUACUGACACAAGUUAGGGCCAAACCAAGGAAGCGGUAACUAGGGGUGGUGACAAUGAUCAUGUACAGUUAUGUUUUACAAGUCUAGUUCAGAUAAUUUGUCAAGACACAUGCCCAACCAGGGGUGUAUUUACACCGAUGCAAACAAGGCAUGUGUCUUGAUGAAUUAUCUGAACUAGACUUGUAAAACAAGGCUGUCAGCGGCGGCACUUUCCGGGCGGGCAGCGAGGGAGCACUAAUCCUCCUGUUCAGCUCCCUCGCGCGCACCACAGUGAUGUUGGAGCCGGAAUAUGACGUAAUUUUGGCUCCGGCAUCACUACGUGGUGCGCGAAAGAGCUGAACAGGAGGAUUCGUGCUCCCUCACCGACUGCAGUAACCGUCCGUCCGUCCAGCAGCUCCACUGGACCCCAGGGAAAGUGAUAAUCCACCCCAGCAUUCCCAAAGGAAAGGAGGCUGGGGGGAUUGAAUUUAAAAAAAAGUGUGUUAAUGUGUAGUUAUACAUUGUAGUACCAAUUGAGUACAUUCUGUCAGUUUUUUGGGAAAAGUAACAUAAUCAAAAGAGUAGUUAAUAACAAAACGAAAGUGUAACAUAAUGGCUCUGCGAUUCCAGAGGGUAUUCGUUAUGUCCCCUAAGUGGAGAUGUCAGGUGCUUGUGUGAGUGGAGUUAUGUGUGUAGUUGGGUGUCUAGUGCAGACUCUAGUAUUGCUCCCACAAUUCCCAUACUUUGGUAAAAGUGGGGAUGGUGUUUCAGACCUGUACGGUUAACUUGUCCAUGAGAUAAUUGUCUCUAAUUUUCGUGAGAACUAGGGUCUUGUGCGGUAGGUCCGGGCUAUCCCAUUUUUGCGAGAGUGCUCUUCGUGCCGCCAAGUACAGCAUGUUAAGCAAUUUCUGUUUGUGGCGAUUAAGUCCCUCAGUGGGUCUGGACAACAGACAUCCCCAUGGGUCUAGUUCUAAUUUUCUCUGGAGUACCUGGGAGUUAAGGUCUACCACCUUUUCUCAAUAGUCCUUUACUUUCGGACACUGCCACCACAUGUGUAUGUAGCUGCCUUUGUCACCACAUUGGUGCCAGCAGAUGUCUGUGGGGCUUAGCUUAAUGUGGUAUUGUUUUACUGGUGUCAUGUACCACCUAGAGAGUGUCUUAUAGCUUUGUUCUUGGAGCGUGACACACAUAGACACUUUGGUGCAUGCCUCCCAUAUCUCCUGCCAGUCUAUUCCCUCAAGAGCCUCUCCCAGAUCAGCUUUCCAUUGACCAGUGUAUCUGAGGGUUCCCCACUCCCCUGAUUCCGAGCUAAUGUGUUGGUAUAAUAGCGUGAUAUGUUUGGUCUGGGUCGUUUCUUCAUAGCAUAGUUUUUCAAAGAACGUUAAGGUUUGUUUUGCAGCUACUCGGAUCUCCGUUGUGUGGGCAAAGUCCCUGAUCUGUUGGUAGCGGAAGUAGUCCCUAGUCUGGAGUGGGGCUUUAGUUUUUAGGUGAUCGUAUGUGACAACGUCAUUGUCAAUAAAUAAGUGAAUGUAUUGUUGUAGCCCUGUGGCUUCUAUGCCCCUGAAGUCCCUAGCUCUGAGUCCUGGGGGGAAUGCGCGAUUGCUGAGAACUGGAGUUAGUGGGAACGUGUCGUUCCCUAGUGAGUAUUUACGCUUAACUUGAUCCCAUAUUUGUAGAGAGUUAAGGAUGGCCGGGCAGGUGCUUCUUAAGAUGGGUCUCUGUGUUUUGGGGACCCAUAGAUAGAAUUGUGGCAGGUCCGCUCCUGUCAGUAGCGACUCUAUGUCCACCCAUUUUCUACAGUCCGGGGGUGAGUGCCAGUGAAUUAUCUGGGCUAAUUCAGCUGCUAGAUAGUAGUGGUAUAAGUGGGGGAGGCCUAGGCCCAAUCUGUCCUUGGGUCGGUAUAAUAGGUUACGAGCUAGUCUAGGCCGUUUAUUCUGCCAGAUAAAGGAGAAUACAAACUAACUUUCAAAGUGCCAACAUGGCAAUUAAACCUGAAUAAUGAGGUUUAAGUUUAGAAAAAAAAACUCAUACAGUUGUCCGAACUAAUUAACAUCUUUUGUUUUAAAAGAAGAACACAACAACAGAGAGUUCAAUGAUACAAACUGGAUUUUAUUGAACAUUAACUGGCUACUUAGACACACACAUACUCACAGAUACACACUGACACUCACAGAUGCACAUACACUCGCAUAUACACACUGACACUCACAGAUACACACACACACACACACACAUGGGCAAACACACAAAUUGCAAUUUACAUUUGUUAACCAUCCUCUGCUCCCAUACCUUUUGCUUGCAGGGAGGUUAAUUCCUGGGGCUGGCUGAUGAUGAUGGGAGUCUGAAGGAGAAGCUGCAGAGUACUCUCUCCUGCCGCCUCCUCCUAUCUUAGUUGCUUUUUCAGUUUCCUGUCACCCCGCACGGUCUGUAUGCUGGGAGGAAGUAACAGUCACUUCCUUCCAGUACUCUCUGCAACAUUACAGGGGCCUGGUCUGCCAAAGGGCUGCAGCACCCGACCGAGCCCCUGACGAGGUAUUUCCACUAUGGGAGCUGCACUAAUUUCUCGGGAGGAACAAUUGCCCUGUUGCACCACCCACCCCCCACCCGGAUCCGCCACUGCAGCUGUGGCGCAGCUUAGCUCAUUCCGGGACAGCUGCGUGCCAACAGAGAGCGCUCGGCGUGCCUGUUGUGGCACGCGUGCCAUAGGUUCGCCAUUGCUGUACUAGACUGUUGAGCCACAACUGAAACACCAAACUUCCCAACACUUCCAAUGUUUCACAGUCUGCAUUCAGGAGAUAUUUUCAGAAGCUCUACAAGUCCCCAAACUAUUCAUGGCCACUGCUAUAUAGGGUUCCCCUUAUUACAGUAAGGUGCAUUGCCUAAUGGUCCCUUUAAGCCUUGCUUUUAUUAUAGACGCAUACUUAGCAGCCUGUAGUAACCAUGUUUCGUGUAUAGAUUAAGAAGUUGGUCUGAUUAAUUCAGUAGCGUAUAUAAAACAGGUACCACAACUGUGGAAAAAGACAGGCCACUAAAGUUGACUAUAGCAAUUGUUGCAUUUUGACCAAUAACAGAUGAGAUUGACAAUAAAUGUAUGCUCUCUUUAUCUAUGUCUACCCGUUGCUGGGUUUUGGCAUACCACAAAUGACUGGUUUUACUCAUAUGGCUCUAACCAAAUUAAUUUCUUCUUAUUAUUAUUUAUAUAGCGCCAUCAGAUUCUGUAUCGCUGUACAAUGGGUGGACUAACAGACACAUAAUUGUAACCAGACAACUGGACGUACAAGAACAGAGGGGGUGGUGGGCCCUGCUCAAUAAGCUUACAUUCUUACGAGUUGUAUUCCCAAACCGCAAAUGUGAAGGCAGCAUGUCUGGGUUAUCCAGCCUUUAUCACCACUCCUCCACCCCAGCUACCUCCUGGCAUUCCAUCAGUUUUCAAACCCCACCCACCACUCCCUUUAAUUAUUCUUUCAUUAGGUGGGCAUUCUAUUUAUUUAGGCCUACAUGAUAGCAGGUUUUGACACACUACAACUGACUGUGGCUCCAAAUUUUAUUUUUACUAUUUUUACAAGAAUACAAAUAACUUACCUAAAAACUUUGGUACACUUUGUAGAAAUUAAUGCAUGUAUAAGUUUGGACAUGAAAAAGCAAUUAAACUGAAGAAUAUAUACAUAUAUAUAUAUAUCUACAUACCUUCAUAUACAUGUGCACACAAACAUAUGUUUUGAAUAAUACACUUUACAAAGAGAAAAUGCCAUAUAAAGUUGUAAAAUAAAAAUAAUAAUCAGUGUGAUAUUUUCAAGUUAAACAACUGAGAGCAAGCGAUCACAGACUGAUAAUGUUUUACACCGUGUUUUCUAUUUACUUUUUUUUUUUCCUUCACAAUAUUUUUUUCUUCUUUUUUUAGAGAGCGAAUGUUAGUGUAUGUGUCCGUGUGCCCCCCCCCCCCUCUCUGUCUGCUCCUUGUGGCUGAGAGAGAGAGAGAGACUCAUGCUGCUCUCUCUUUCUCUUUCUCUCUCUCUCUCUCUCUCUCUCCUCUCUCUCCACUGCCAGCCCCUGAUGUGAUGGCGAAGAAACCCCGUUGACAAGGCACUGCUUUUUCAUGACGGUGAGUUUCCCUUUGAGUGUAUUAUAAUUUUGUGAUAAAAAUUUCAAGGAAAAAAAAACACACAACCUCCUUCCUCCCUUCCUUCGGGGAGAGGGAAAAAAAAGGAAAAGAAAAAAAAGAGAGAGAGACGGGGGAAAUCUAUCUGCAGACAGACAAGAAAAAAAAAAAAAAAAAAAAGAGGAGCAAGGAGGAUUUUUUUUAAAUUUUUUUUUUUUUUUUUAAACCCAGAUGCCAAAACCAGGAUAUUAGGUUUCAACCCAAAGAGCUAUUGGCUCUUCCUCUCCUUUUUCCCCCCUCUUCCUCCUCUCUCUCUCUCUCUCUUUUUUUUAAUUUGGCAGAUACAAAAAAAAAAAAAGAGAGAGAAAGGGCUGUAGAGAAAUAAUAAAAUAUUUAUUGAUGGCAAGAUCUUAUUGUUGUGCAGAGAGGGGGUUGUUGUUGGUGUGGAGAGGGGAGGGUUUGUUGUUUUUUUUAGUUUUAGCUGGAGGUGGUGGUAAAGUAAAGUACAUAGUAUCCUUUCCCUUUUUUUUUUUAAUGAAAUGAGGUGGCAGCUUUUAGGGAGGGUGGUAUAUAUUCCCCCCUUUUCUUUCUUUUUUUAGCUGAUGCAAAUUGAAGAAGGGGAGGAAAACAAACUCUUCUUUCUUUCUUUCAAUGACUCAUUGAUUUGAGCCGGUUUAAAAUUAGGUUUUUUUUUUUCUUUCCCUCCCACCUCCCACCCUGGAUCACCAUCGGGGAGGAAAAAAUAGAAAAAGAAAAAUAAUCUUUAGCAAUCCCCUCCCCUCUUCUCUCUCACUACUGUUCGUGUGGCUAUAAGCUCUUUGGAUCCGGGCUGCGGUGACUCUGUGUACAGACAGCGAUAUUAUGGGAAGACAUCGGUCAGCGCCGGGGGCUCGAUUUUACACUCAGCCCGGGAAUGGGCGCCUGGCCGCCGGCCUGUGUGCAGGAAGCCGCCGGAGGGCCCUGUGUGGAUGGUGCUCGGAGGGGAGGAUUAGUCUGAGCUAUUUUGCUGCGCUGGAUUGUUAUUACUAAUGAUCACCGAUGGCGGACAGUCUGGGGGGAGAUUUGUCUUGUUUAUUUAUCUGUGAAAUGUCCGCUCCAGGCCUGGCGGUCGGUCGGUCAGCCUGAGACCUGCCGGACUUACCUCACACACCGACCGUUUACACGGCUCGCGAGCUGCCGCGGCUUGUUUGCACAUUUUUAUUAAACUGAUUUAUCCGGCUAAGUCACCUCAUAGCUUUAUUAGUCUCCACUGUUAAUAAUAAGCCGCCAUUACUGUAACGGCCUCGCUCGCCCUCUGUAUAUAGUGUGUGUAUAAUAUAAUAUGUUCGGCGGCCUGCCCGCCCUCCCGCUCACUGUGUUUUCUGAUAAACCUUAUAAUAAUAAUAAUAAUAAUAAAGCUAUUUCGGAGCGCGGUGUGUGAUGUCGAGGUGCGCUGUUUUUAUCUCUGUAUUUAGUGCUAGAUGCCCCCUGGGUGGGCAGUUUGACGAGGUCGGGGUGGAGGGAAGAUGGCGGCGGCUGCUGGCGCUGGGCCAGGCGGGAUGGCGCACUUUGUAUCGGCCUCCAUUUUAGCCCCUGUGUCUGUGUCUCUCUAACACACACAGUCCUGCUAACUAAGUACGUGGAUAGCCUUUAUCAAAACUUCCUUUCACAAUCUUUAUAUUUUAAUCUGUUUACAGAGUGAUUCAGUAAACCAAGAGUCUUUUGUAAGCUGUAUUUAUAUACAUUGUUUUAAUUUGGGUUAUUCACCUAAAAAUGUGGGGUAAAUGCUUAUUUGACUGAUUUAAUCGUUUAACUCCGAAUUGUACCAAAUCAAAAUCUGAAUGACAAAUGUAAGACCAAAAUAGCUCACUUAAAUAUGCCCCAACUCCACAAGAGACAAAACUUCAUACAUUAUUAUUUUUUUUUUUUUUUUAGUCAUUCAGAUUGUAAUCUGCUACAAUUAGGGUUUUAGUGAAUCUUGGCCCCCCCCUUUUCCCCCCUAUGGCUACUUGUUAAAUCUAAAAAAAAAAAAAAGUGAAAAUUACUUUAAAUUCCUGCUUAAGUUAAGAUUAUUGUCCAUUUGUGUACUUGUUUCAGUGAAUACUUUGUACCACCUUUUCUAAUGUGUAUAUACUUACUGUUGAUAUAUGUACUUUGCAGAGUAUUUCAGUAAAAUCUCUUGAACAAUGUAUAUUUUUUCCUGUUUUAUUAAUGUUUGUUUACAUGUCUCUUAAGUUGUGUAAACAUGUCUUUGUAAUAGUAUUAUAUUGUAGCAUUCUACACCAUAAAGAUCAUUUUGCGAUGAGUUUAGUUAUAUUUGAUUGUAUAAAGACUUAAACCAGUCAGUAAGUGCACUCAGUUAAAUGUAUUUCUAAAUAAAAUUGGGGGACCAUGGGUUGCCAAAGUAUACUGACAGCCAUGGAUUUGGAUAACUGAAUUAGUACAAAUGUCCUGAUCAUAGUGGGUGCUGUGGUGUACAAAAUGAAGAUAUGAAUUAAUGCAUUUAGCUAUUUUAUAUGUAAUGGAAACUUAUUUGAAUAAAAUAGCAUGGCUUGAAGUAUUUGAGUUUAGAGUCUCUAGACCAGUAGUUCCCAAAUUUUUCAGGUUCAAGGCGCCCUUAAUAUUUUUAAUAUUUCUCCAAAGCGCCUCAAGUCCAAAUUUUUUUUUUAUUAAAGUUUUAUAUAUGCACAGCGCAGCAGCAUAUACUGGGCCCUUGUUUGGCAGCAAUGCUUGCGUUCAAGCGCAAAUUUAGAACCUAACCUUGAGAGGGGCAGUGGUAGAAUUUUAAAGAAAAAAUCCAGGCACAAUAACCACUACAGCACUUUCUAGUGGUAAUGGUGCCAGCAGUCCCUGCCAGAGUAAGUAGUAAAACUGUUUAAGAACUGUAGAAGGGUAUUUGGGUACAGUGUGUGCGUAUAUGGGAGGAGUUAUUGUGUGGGGGUGGGAGGGCAAAUUCAUGUGUGUAUAAUUUUUUAUUAAAAAUUUCAUAUAAUCCCUGGUGGUCCCAGUGGUGAGAGUGAACUCUAGCAGCCUCCGGAGCUACUAGAGUUCGCUCUCCUGAGUUUCGUAGCGUUGCCAGGGUAACCACGGCAACGCGCCAAGCACGCAAGAGGAGAACCCAGUGGAGUUGCAGGUUAGAGCUUCCCUGGGGUCCUCUCUCCCUCCCCUGCCUGCUGCAGCAUUACACUGCUAGCAGGCCAGAGAGGGAGAUCUCUGAUCUCCCCUCUGGUCCUGCAGAACCGGCAGGGGAGAGGGAGGCACAGUUCCCAGUGCUAUGAUCAUAGCACCAGGAAAAUAUCUCGCGGCUCCCCUGUGUGCUCCUUGUGGCGCCCCAGCACACAUUUUUGCUCUAGUCACAUAGAGCCAGAAUUUAUUUUGAUAGACACCCACCCACAUACUAUAAAUAAGAACUCUCAAUGAUGGGAGUCUUGGAUUCUUUGCAGGACCCUCUCAUUGGGUUAUGUCUGUCUGAAUUGUUGAGUGAGGAUUGGGGGUAAGGUAGGUAGGGUGUAAGAUAUUUGUAUAUAGCCCAAGUACAAAAUGGGGGUCUAAGGAAGAACAUGUGGGACUCUCCAUGAGCAGGGCCGGUGCAAGGAUUUUUGCCGCACUAGGCAAACAAAAAUUAGGCGCCCCCUCAUAUGCUAUGCCCACCAUGUGAUAUCACAAUGCUCCACCCAUACGAUCUGCCAUAAGAGCCAACACCAGUGCUGCACACAGUGUCUUUUCUCUGAAAAGGCAGUGUGUUUACAUUAAAAAAGCCUCAGGGACAGGCUAUAGACACCAGAACCACUCCAUUAAGCUGUAGUGGUUCUGGUGACUAUAGUGUCCCUUUAAUGUGAGGUAAAUUUGAGAUUAGUGCCACUAAUAUUAUACUGGAUUGCCUACUUACCAACAGAUGAGAACAAGAGGAUGAUGGGCUCAGGCUGCAGUCUGGCUCCACUGGUCUGGUGUUAAAACAGGCUCUCUGAAGGCAGUGCUCGCAAAAAUAAACAGGAAGCAGCUCCAUUUUUUGGGGCUCUUAUACAGAUCACGGUCUGGGCCCCCAGAGCCUGAAUGUGAGUAUGCCUACAAGCCCCGCCCAUAAGCCUUAUGCCUACAAGACCCACCCAUGAGUUCGCUCACGUGGAGUGGAGUGUAUGUGUGUAGGGGAUGUUAUUGUAGAGGAUGUUAGGUGUGUGUGCUUAUGGAAUGUAGUGUAUAGGGGAUGCGUUGUGUGAAUCUGUGUUUGUAUGUGUAUGUAAUGUAAUGCAGUGUGUGUGUCUAAUGGGUGCAUUUAGUGUGUGAAAGAGAUGCAUUAAGAGAAUCAGUGUGUGUAAUGGAGGCAUGAUGUGUUUGUGUGAGUGUAGGAGGCAUUGUAUGUUUCAGUGUGUCUGUAUGUGCAUAUGGAUGCAUUGUAUGUUUCUGUGUGUGUGUGUAGUGUCUUGGUGUUGUCCCAUCCCCUCCUGCCCCUUAGUGCUUCCCCAUCUGUUAGUGAUCUCCCCUGCCCCCUCCCCGUUCUCAUAGUGCUCUCCCUCCUGCCCCUUAGUGCUUCCCCAUCUCCCGUGCCUCCCCUCCCCUCCUGUCCCUUAGUGCACUCCUCUGCCCCCUCCCCGUUCUCAUAGUGCUCUCCCUUCAGUCACUUAGAGUUCUCCCCCCUCUUGGUCUCUCCAGCCCCCCAUCUUUCCCUUGGUGGUCUCUCCCUCCCUCCCCCCCCCAUCUUCCCCUUAGUGGUCCCUCUUCCCCAUUUUUUUCCUUAGUGGUGUCUCCCUCCCCCUUAGUCUCUUAGUGGUCUCUACCCCCCCUUCCACCCCUUAGUGGUAUCUCUUAUAUCUCCCUUUGUUGCGUCUCCUCUCCCUUCCCUGUUGUGCCUCCUACCUCAGUAUAGCUUGGCUGGGCGGCGCGGACCGCGGUACAGGUGCUUGUGUUUUCUGUACCCGGCCGGACUGAUAGGAAGUGCUCACUGAGACAGCACUUCCUUUCAGUUUGACCGGGUAUAGGAAACGCCAGCUCCUGUAUCAUGGUCUGCGCUGCCCGGCCACGCUACAGAUAGUGACGGGCAGGAGACAGCGCUGUGCACCUCCCUCCUGCCGGUUCACUCGAAACCUGCGCCCCCCGGGCCUGUGUGCCCUAGGCAAUGGCCUAUAGGACGCGCCAGCCCUGUCCAUGAGCAAUGGUACAUGUGUGAAGUAAGAUUCUGUAGAUAUCUAUUGUACUUCCUGUUAGGAAAUCUGCCACAAAUGAUAGCUGAUAGGUUCCACCCCACCACAUAUUGCCAUUUCCCAUCUUAUACCUACUCCGUUCUUUGUCUUGUAUAAUCUGUUUUAGAAUUUUAAUUUGAAUUCCAACAAUCUUUGAGAUUUCAAUCUAUCUAAUAAAGAUUUUAUCUAUUUGAAAAACAAUACACUCUAAACCGUGCCAUUUUAAAGAAAUAGAGAUGUAUACAAAAAAUAUGCGUAGUUAUUUACAAAAGGAAGAAAAUCUAGUAAACCGUUAUCAAAACCUAAAUGUAUGUAGAAGCAAUGGAGGCGUAUUCCGCUGAAAGGGGAAUCAAUGUGUGAGAAUUAAAACCAGAGUGGACACCAACAUGUAAUGUACAGAAUAAUACAAACCAUAUAUACCUAAAUAACAAGGGGAAACCCGAAAACAAAUCAGCAGCAGCAACUCACUUAACAAUGGGUGCAAUCAGAUCCUGGAUGCACCUAAAGGAAUCAUUGCCACUCAAGCUUUUCAUUCAGACAAUGUGGCAACACUGUCCAGCAGAUACAUCCACUGGACCUCUUUUUGUAAAAGUACCAUGUCCUUAUUGCCACCCCUUGUGAUCAUGCUCCACUCUGCAACACUUUUGUAUCUUAAAAGUGGCUGUGUCACUUCAAACUUGGUUCUCCUAUUGUUUCCUUUUUUCAGAAUCUGUUCUUUUGUAAUUUCUGAUCUAUUCAUCUUUAAAACAUAAGACCAAGUACUUUGUAUUUUUUCCUAUAUUUAACAAUCGUGAAAAAAGAGUGAAGCUUGUCUUAAUGGAAAUAAAACACAAUUAUAAAUCAGCGCUUGUGAAAAAUGAUUACAAUCCAUUGACAGCUAGAACACCAAGUAUGAUAAAAACUGGGUGGUGCAACGCCUAAGUAGUCCUUAUUUGGGGGUAUGUAACGCCAAGAAGAAAAAAACAAAAGAAACUAAUAGUUUAGUAUGUAAAACAUAAGUUUGUGUGUGUAUGUAUGUAUAUGUGUGUGUGUGUGUGUGUGUAUAUAUAUAUAUAUAUAUAUAUAUAUAUAUAUAUAUAUAUAUAUAUAUAUAUAUAUGAUAAAAAAUGUGCACUCACUUUUUUGGAGCUUCAAUACAGCUCUAACUUAUGCGCCUGGGUGGAACAAUCCCCGCCUAAGGAUAAAGUGCAGUGCUAAUUCUUUUUUUUGUUCGUGGUUGUAGGAGGUAUCUUCAUAGAAAUAAAAUAGAUAAAAAUCGUGUAUAUAGUGUAGUAUAUUAUGACUAUGGAGCGAGGGUAGGUAUAAAUAUAAAAUUUGCACUCACAUGUAAUGGAGCCAUACCUACGGCUCCAUUGGCCAGUGGAGGUAUCCUUAGGCUGUAAUGUAAACUGCAUUUUCUCUGAAAUACAGUGUUUACUGCAAAAAGUCUGAAGGGAAUAAUUCUACUCUCCAGAACAAAUGCAAUAAGCCGAAGUUGUUCUUGUGACUAUAGUGUCACUUCAAGCUCUACCCUUUUGUCAAAAUUGCCAAGAUUUGGAAAAUACAUAGGACAAAAUAGUCCCUACUUUGUCUUAUGUUUUAAUUCGAAAUCGAUCAGAAAUGAAGGAAAGAACAGAUAAUGAAAGAGGAAGAGCAGAUAAAACACUAGAGAAAGGUAACUGUGAGGUGACCGUUACUUUAACUGUGAAACAUUGUUUCAUGGCAUGAAAGAUGAUUGGUUCCUUUCAGCUUGUGUUGGAGAUUAUAACCUUCAAGGCCUUACUAGUUUUACUUGGAUAGCUAAGGCCACAUGGACACUUGAUAAGGUACAUUACAUAUUCAAUUUGACAAGUGAAAAAAAAACCUUUCUGUCACUCCUAGGGUGUAUGCAGUAGUCAUGGCAGUAAUUACAGGAGAGACAAGGAAAGGUCCUAAAAACUGGUUUAGAUAGAAAUCUUUGUUGAGAAUGGGCGUAGUGUCUGCCUUCACGACUAUGUCAUGUAUGUUUGCAAGCAACAGAUUUUGGGUAGCGAGUCUCCACGUGCCUGCCGCCAUAGGUCGCCUAUACUCAUGCCCUGUUUCGGCUUGUCCGGCCUUUGUUUUUUGUUUUUUUGGCCCAUAUUGUUGUCAGGAGCCUGGGGGUCUAGAAGAGGGUCUAAUUGCUUGGGGUUGUUGUAGCUGAAAACGUAGUUAUUAGGUCUUUGUGCACGGAGCUCGGCAGGCUUGCGACCUUUCAGUUCUACAGCUUGGCUCCGCCCCCGAGAUUUCUCUCGUUUUCAAGUAUGUCUUGGGUCUUUGUCCACAAAACAUUGCAUUGUUACAAUAGGAUACAAUAUGACAAAAAUAAAAUAUACAAACUAUUUAUAAAUAUGUAACAAGGGCUUGCACUCUUGGUUAAAUUCUUAAUGCCCGGUGCAGGUCUGGCAAAAUCAUGUAGAUAUAGUAGAAAGGACCGCACUCCAAGGUCUUUGUGAUAGUUUUCAAAUAAAAUGUAACUUUUAUUUAAUCCAUAUAAAAGUCAGCGUUUCAGCCCCCACAUGGAGCUUUCAUCAGGACAAGAUAUGUGGGGGCUGAAACGUUGGAGUACGGUCAUUUCUACUAUAUAUAUAUAUAUAUAAAUUGAAUACAUAACAGGUAAUAAAUAUAUUCCACCAUGACAGGUGCAUUCUGUGCUGAGGUAUGAUGCCAUAGAUCUCUUAAAAGAUUUUAGAUUGAAUUAAGAUUUGACGGUGUCCCUGAGGUUAUUCCAUAUUUGCAGUGCUCUGUAGGAAAAGGAGGAUCGAGCCACUUUAUUUUUGUAUUGUGGUAUGUGAAAUAUCAUUCUAGUACUGGAUCGGAGGUUAUAGGAGGUGGGAACAGCUGGGGAGAGCAUUCUACUCAGGUAGGGUCUGAGCUUCCCACAAAUGCUUUUAUGCACAAGGAUGGAAAGAUGAAGAAGAGUGCGGCGGGAUUCCAGCGACAGCCAGUUUAGCUCUUUUAGCAUGUCACAGUGGUGUAAUUACAUUCUAGUACAAAGCAGCAAACGAAUGGUAUAACGUAUUAAGUUUAUUAAGGUGGGUUUGCAGUGCGGAUGCAUACACUACAUCCCCAUAGUCAAUGACUGGCAUUAGCAUUUGUUGCACUAUCUGUUUCCUUAUUGUAGGGCUUAGGCAGGAUUUGUUUCUGUACAGGGCCCCUAGUUUUGGGUAAAGUUUUGAAGAGAUUUUUUCAAUCUGAAGGCCAAAAGAUAGAUUGGUGUCUAGCAACAUACCUAGAUAUUUAAAAGAGCAGACUGCGGCCAGUGUGCUAUUUGAAUUUGUUCUGAUACACAAUUGUUGAUUUUGUAGUUCAUGUAAUUUAGGUACAGUUCCAAAGAUCAUUGUAACAGUUUUGUCAGUGUUUAUAAAGCGUUUAUCAGCUAUCCACUUUUCUACCUCUGUGAAUUUGUUUUGGAGCACAUCCUCAAGCUGCGGUAGCUUGGGUUUACUAGCAUAGAUUACAUUGUUGUCUGUAUACAUGUGUACAGUUGAAGAUUUGCAGACGUUAGGCAGAUCAUUUGUAAAUAAUGUGAAUAGCAGGGGGCCGAGUAUGGAGCCUUGGGGAACACCACACGUGACUGCAAGAGGGAGGGAAGUGCUAUCAGAAAUGGCCACAUAUUGCAAUCGGUCUGAAACACCCAAUUGAAACCAGGUUAGCGGACAAUCACCAAUGCCUAAGUUGCAAAAGAAUACCAUGGUUUACUGUGUGAAAGGCCUUGGCAAAAUCAAGAAAAAUAGCUCCAGUUAAGUAUCCUUGUUCCAUGCCAAUUUGGAUGUCAUUGCAAACUUUUAAGAGGACAGUCGAAGUUGAGUGAUUUGGACGAAAGCCUGAUUUGAUUAGGGCUCAGAUAAUUUGAUCGUUGAUAAUAUUCACAUAGUUGCAUGUGGACGCAUUUUUCCAAGAUUAUUGACAAUACAGGGAGCAAUGAUAUUGGGCGAUAGUUAGAUACUAAAGUAUUGUCACCACUUUUAUGGAUAGGUACAACUUUUGCAGUCUUCCAAAGUUUGGGUAUGUAUCCUGACACCAGGGAAUCAUUGAUAAGGGUCGUUACAGGUUUAGCAAUUGCUGGCGCACUGAACUUCAGCAAUAAUGCUGGGAUUUGAUCUGGUCCACACUGCUUUUUCAUUUUUACGUUAUUAAGAUGUUUAUUAAUGACACUAACAGGCACAGGUCUAAAAUUAAAUUUCUCUGAGGAUUUUGAAGAUUUGACAGGGCCUGAUCUUUAUUUGCAAUCCGAAAAUGAGUGUCAUUUGUUAUCUUAGCAACCAGGGUGGUAGCACAUCUAACAAAAUAAUUAUUAAAGGCAUUUGCUACAUCUAUGGGGUGUUGCAGUGUUUGGUUGUCCAUUUUGACAGUGGAGGGUUGGGAGUGGAUUGUGGGGGGUUGUAUGCUAUUUAUGGUUUUCCAGAAGUUUCUUGGGUUUAAUAGGUUGUUGCUCAAAUUUUCACUGAAACAUUGUGCCAUUUUUGUUUGUUUUGUGCAUGCAUUUCGCAUGCAGUGUUUGUGACUAAGUGGCUACUAUAUAAGACUGGACAUAACCCAUUUGCAAUACCUUGGGUUGUUUACUAUUGAAAAUGGUAUGCCAUCAUGGGGAUAAUUCUCAUUCCUGGGCUACCAUACGGUCUCAAAGGCAACAUAACCAAUUUGUCAAGAAACAAUGGGAAAAAAUGAAAUGGGCAAGCCUUAUAUUUGACCCUGUAACUUUCUUAAACACUAUAAAACCAGUACAUGAGGGGUACUGUUAUACUCAGGAGACUUCGCUGAACACAAAUAUAAGUGUUUCAAAAAAGUAAAAUGUAUCACAAAAAUGACAUUGUCAGUGAAAGUGCAGUUUUUGUUUAAAAAAAAAAAAAAGCAAAAAACUAAUAAAAACGCAAACAUUGACCAGCGUUCAUGACUAAGUGGCUACUACAAAAGACUGGACAUACCCCAUUUUAAAUACAUUGGGUUGUCUACAUUUGCAAAUGGUAUGCCAUGAUGGUGUUAAUCACAUUCUUGGGCUACCAUAUGGUCUCAAAAGGCAACAUAGACCCAGCAAACCAAUCUGGCAAACUGAAAUGGGCAAGCCCUAAAUUGACCCUGUAACUUUACAAAAACACCAUAAAACCUGUACAUAGGGGCUAUUGUUAUAUUCAAGACACUUCGCUGAAUACAACUAUGAGUUUUUCAAAACAGUAAAACGUAUCACGGCAAUGAUAUUGUCAGUGAAAGUGCCGUUUGUGUGUAAAAAAUGCAAAAUGCGCACCCUCCAAAUAAGGUAUUUUAGCCCCCAUCUAUACAUGGGUGGGAUCACUGUACUCAGGAGAUGUUGCUGAAUACAUAUUGGGGUGCUCUUUGGCAGUAACCCUUAAAGUUCUCAGUACAUGUAUUCUUAAAUUACUAUGUGUGUCAAAAUAAUCACCAACUAUUUUUUUUUGUUUUUGUUUUAAAUUUGGCAUAGAUUGGUGGUAAAAUGGUUGCACGAAAAGAGUAAAAAUAGCCCAGGUUUAAUACCUUAGGUUGUCUUGUUUUAAAAAGUAUAUACAUGUGAAGGGUUAUUCAGGGAUUCCUGACAGAUAUCAGUGUUACAAUGUAACUUGCGUUAAUUUUGAGAAAAUGGUUUGGAAAUAGCAAAGUGCUACUUGUACUUAAUAGCAAUAAUAGCAUGUGCAUAAUAUGUCCAGCUUAGAAAAAGUAAGGACUGGGACUCAACACAUUCUGGGUAAGGAGGGAGGGGGGGGUGAAUUACUUAGACAGUGUCAUUAGCUGUCCGCUUACGGAGCCAGGUUAGAGAGUGCAUCACAUAUACUGAAAACUUUAGAAACUUUUAAAAAAAAAAAGCACUUAAAAAGAAACCAGGCAUAUAUAACAGGCCUAUAGAGCCAAAAAUCUGGGUACUCUGGUGUGAACAUUAUAAGACAUUAUUAAGGUAAUACAGGAAUAUACGACUGCCCAUCUCAGGUUAGGGAGUCUGCCGCCCAUGGCACAGUUCCUCUGGGCGCAAAGGGAGUUAUUUCUGCGAUGUUCCAAGAUGGGCGGGCAUCCAUUGUUGUUGCAGGUGCUGAGAGACCCAACGACUGGAGGAAAGUUGGCACCUUGGAUAUGUGUGUCAGGAGGAGCGUCUUUCUGGCGUGUUCUGCCAUCAAACGGUGAGGACCCCAUUUAUAAGGGAUAGAGUUCUCUCAAAGCUUCUGGGUAAUUUGGCGAAGGGUUCUGUGCCACUUAAGGGUGUGUCUUGAAAAGUCCCUGUGUAAUAUCAGGCUUGCUCCGUCAAAAGUGAUCGUGAGAGAGCCCCUUGCGGCUCCCAUAAGGACCCCCUGGUCUGAGUCCCGGACAAAUUUAAUUAUCACGUCCCGUGGUACAUCCUGGGUUGCCUUGGUGGCUAUGGGGAGACAAAAGCAGGAAUCAAUUCCUACCUGCUUAGUUUGCUUUGGUAUCAAUAAAGUGGCUAUGAGCCUUCUGCAGUAAUGCUAUAGUUCCAUGUUAGCGAUCGUUUCGGGUACCCCCGAAGCCGCACGUUUCUUUCCUUAGCUUUGUCUUCUAUACCGGCUAGCUUGGCUGUCAGUGUAGCACAUUGUUUUUGUAGGGAUCCCAAGGUUGCGCCACUUUGGUGCUCCACAGAUACCACACGGCCAGCAAGCGUAGUAAUUUCCCCUCGGACAAGUGCCAUGUUGGAUUCAAACAUCGCCUUGAUAUUCUGCAUCAGCGCCUUUAUGACGGCUUUUGUGGAAGGAGCUGCGUCUCCUAGCUUUGCUCGCUGCUGUGGUAUAGUUUGUACCUUGGAGGGUGCAGACAUGGAAUCUGGUAAGCUGUCGUCGUCCGACGACUGUGAGGUGUCAACCGGCGCCACCUUGGCAAGCUUAUGCCGCUAGGCCGGGUGCAUAAAAGUGCAGAGAUCUUUUGAUCCGGAGCCGGGAUCUGCUCUGUGCUUCUUCGGUUCCCCCCCCAUGAACCCAUUAACUAGCAGUAAGCAGUACUAACAGUAAAUUCUCCAAUUUCCCAUAACUCCCACCCACCCCGGCUAGAAAAAUAUAUAAUUUUAAAAUAUUUAAAUUAAAUGAAAUUCAUUAAUUAAAUAAAUUGAACCCUUGAGGGUUAAAAAAUAAAUAAAAAAAAAUUAACCCGAAGGGGUUAAAAAAAAAUAAAAAAAAUCAGAUCACAGUAUAAUACCAAGUUAGCGUUCAUAUUUGUUUGUGUGUGAAAAAUGCAAAAAACCAAUUUGAAUGCUAAUUUUGGCCAGUGUUUGUUACUAAGUGGCUACUAAAAAAGACUGGACAUACCCCAUUUGCAAUACCUUGGGUUGUCUACUUUUGCAAAUGGUAUGCCAAAAUGGGGGUAAUUCUCAUUCCUGGGCUACCAUACGGUCUCAAAGGCAACAUAACCAAUCUGGCAAAUUUCAGUGUGAAAAAAAGAAAAUUCAAGCCUUCUAUUUGACUCAGUAACUUUUAAUAACCCCAUAAAACCUGUACAUGGGGGUACUGAUAUACUCGGUAGACUUUGCUGAGCACAAAUAUUAGUGUUUCAAAAUAAUAAAAUGUAUCACAACAUUAUCAUUGGUGAAAGUACAGUUUGCGUGUGAAAAAUUAAAAAAAAAUGCAUUUUUACUAAAUAUAUAUAUAUAUGUGUGUGUGUGUGUGUGUGUGUGUGUGUGUCUAUAUGUGUAUAUCUAUACUGCUUAAAAAAAUAAAGUGAACACUUAAACAACAAAAUGUAACUCCAAGUCAAUCACACUUCUGUGAAAUCAAACUGUCCACUUAGGAAGCAACACUGAGUGACAAUCAAUUUCACAUGCUGUUGUGCAAAUGGGAUAGACAACAGGUGGAAAUUAUAGGCAAUUGGCAAGACACCCCCAAUAAAGGAGUGGUUCUGCAGGUGGUGACCACAGACCACUUCUCAGGAAGUUCCUAUGCUUCCUUGCUGAUGUUUUGGUCACUUUAGAAUGCUGGCGGUGCUUUCACUCUAGUGGUAGCAUGAGAUGGAGUCUACAACCCACACAAAUGGCUCAGGUAGUGCAGCUCAUCCAGGAUGGCACAUCAGUGCGAGCUGUGGCAAGAAGGUUUGCUGUGUCUGUCAGCGUAGUGUCCAGAGCAUGGAGGCGCUACCAGGAGACAGGCCAGUACAUCAGGAGACGUGGAGGAGGCCAUAGGAGGGCAACAACCCAGCAGCAGGACCGCUGCCUCGGCCUUUGUGCAAAGAGGAACAGGAGGAGCACUGCCAGAGCCCUGGAAAAUGACCUCCAGCAGGCCACAAAUGUGCAUGUGUCUGCUCAAACGGUUAGAAACAGACUCCAUGAGGGUGGUAUGAGGGCCCGACGUCCACAGGUGGGGGUUGUGCUUACAGCCCAACACUGUGCAGGACGUUUGGCAUUUGCCAGAGAACACCAAGAUUGGCAAAUUCGCCACUGGCGCUGUGCUCUUCACAGAUGAAAGCAGGUUCACACUGAGCACAUGUGACAGUCUGGAGAUGCCGUGGAGAUCCUCCGGUUGACUGGUUUGGUAGUGGGUCAGUAAUGGUGUGGGGUGGCAUUUCUUUGGGGGGCCGCACAGCCCUCCAUGUGCUCGCCAAAGGUAGCCUGACUGCCAUUAGGUACCGAGAUGAGAUCCUCAAACCCCUUGUGAGUCCAUAUGCUGGUGCGGUUGGCCCUGGGUUUCUCCUAAUGCAAGACAGUGCUAGACCUCAUGUGGCUGGAGUGUGUCAGCAGUUCCUGCAAGACGAAAGGCAUUGAUGCUAUGGACUGGCCUGUCCAUUCCCCAGACCUGAAUCCAAUUGACCACAUCUGGGACAUCAUGUCUCGCUGCAUCCACCAACGUCACGUUGCACCAUAGACUGUCCAGGAGUUGGCAGAUGCUUUAGUCCAGGUCUGGGAGGAGAUCCCUCAGGAGACCAUCCGCCACCUAGGAGCAUGCACAGGUGUUGUAGGGAGGUCAUACAGACACAUGGAAGCCACACACACUACUGAACCUCAUUUUGACUUGUUUUAAUGACAUUACAGUCAAGUUGAAUAAGCCUGUAGUGUGUUUUUCCACUUUAAUUUUGAGUGUGACUCCAAAUCCAGACCUCCAUGGGUUGAAAAUUUUGUUUUCCAUUUUUGAAUUUUUGUGUUAUUUUGUCAGCACAUUCAACAAUGUAAAGAACAAAGUAUUUCAGAGGAAUAUUUAAUUCAUUCAGAUCUAGGAUGUUAUUUUUGUUUUCCCUUUAUUUUUUUGAGCAGUGUGUGUAUAUAUAUAUAUAUAUAUAUAUAUAUACACACACAUAAUCCAGCGCACUCGCUUAUUCACUAAACAGUUAUUUCAAAUCCUACAGAUUGUGGUAGUUUUAUUUAAAAACACCUCACCUAGGCAAAAAAUAAUGGGGGUUUACUUAUAUUAUAUGUUCAUAUAUUGCAUAAGCCUGCCAAAACGCCAAUGUACCCCACUCUUGGCAGGUCCUACUCUAGCAGUCUAGCAGUCCCUCCUGGGACUCUCUGCAAGUCAAGGCUAAAUAGGGUCCUGGAAUAAGGCACCUGUGACAGGGAGGAGUGCAAAACCAAGGAGUUGGCCUGGACACCCAAAUAUAUAUUUUUUUAAUGAUUUUUAUUUAAUGUAUUUUAAAUUUAAUAUUUAUGUCUAUUAAUAUCAAAAUACAGUUAGAAUAAAUAAAAGCCGGUAUACAGUCAGUCCAUAAAUAUUGGGACAUCGACACAAUUCUAAUCUUUUUGGCCCUAUACACCACCACAAUGGAUUUGAAUUUAAAUGAACAAGAUGUGCUUUAACUGCAGACUUUAAUUUGAGGGUAUUUACAUCCAAAUCAGGUGAACGGUGUAGGAAUUACAACAGUUUGUAUAUGUGCCACUUUUCAAGGGACCAAAAGUAAUGGGACAAUUGGCUGCUCAGCUGUUCCAUGGCCAGGUGUCUGUUAUUCCCUCAUUAUCCCAUUUACAAGUAGCAGAUAAAAGGUCCAGAGAUCAUUUCAAGUAUGCUAUUUGCAUUUAGAAUCUGUUGCUGUCAACUCUCAAUAUGAGAUCCAAAGAGCUGUCACUAUCAGUGAAGCAAGCCAUCAUUAGGCUGAAAAAACAAAACAAACCCAUCACAGAGACAGCAAAAACAUUAGGUGUGGCCAAAUCAACUGUUUGGCGCAUCCUUAAAAAGAAAGAACGCACCGGUGAGCUCAGCAACACCAAAAGACCCGGAAGACCACGGAAAACAACUGUGGUGGAUGACCGAAGAAUUCUUUCCAUGGUGAAGAAAACACCCUUCACAACAGUUGGCCAGAUCAAGAACGCUCUCCAGGAGGUAGGUGUAAGUGUGUCAAAGUCAACAAUCAAGAGAAGACUUCACCAGAGUGAGUUCAGAGGGUUCACCACCAGAUGUAAACCAUUGGUGAGCCUCAAAAACAGGAAGGCCAGAUUAGAGUUUGCCAAACAACAUCUAAAAAAAGCCUUCACAGUUCUGGAACAUCCUAUGGACAGAUGAGACCAAGAUCAACUUGUACCAGAGUGAUGGGAAGAGAAGAGUAUGGAGAAGGAAAGGAACUGCUCACGAUCCAAAGCGUACCACCUCAUCAGUGAAGCGUGGUGGUGGUGAAAGUGUCAUGGUGUGGGCAUGUAUGGCUGCCAAUGGAACUGGUUCUCUUGUAUUUAUUGAUGAUGUAACUGCUGACAAAAGCAGCAGGAUGAAUUCUGAAGUGUUUCGGGCAAUAUUAUCUGCUCAUAUUCAGCCAAAUGCUUCAGAACUCAUUGGAUGGCGCUUCACAGUGCAGAUGGACAAUGACCCGAAGCAUACUGCAAAAGCAACCAAAGAGUUUUUUAAAACAAAGAAGUGGAAUGUUAUGCAAUGGCCAAGUCAAUCACCUGACCUGAAUCCGAUUGAGCAUGCAUUUCGCUUGAUGAAGACAAAACUGAAGGGAAAAUGCCCCAAGAACAAGCAGGAACUGAAGACAGUUGCAGUAGAGGCCUGGCAGAGCAUCACCAGGGAUGAAACCCAGCGUCUGGUGAUGUCUAUGCGUUUCAGACUUCAGGCUGUAAUUGACUGCAAAGGAUUUGCAACCAUGUAUUAAAAAGUGAAAGUUUGAUUUAUGACUGUUAAUCUGUCCCAUUACUUUUGGUCCCUUAAAAAGUGUGAGGCACAUAUACAAACUGUGAUAAUUCCUACACCGUUCACCUGAUUUGGAUGUAAAUACCCUCAAAUUAAAGCUGAAAGUCUGCAGUUAAAGCACAUCUGGUUUGUUUCAUUUCAAAUCCAUUGCGUUGGUGUAUAGAGCCAAAAAGAUUAGAAUUGUGUCGAUGUCCCAAUAUUUAUGGACCUGACAUUAUAAUCUUUUUUACAAUCUAUUUAUUUUAUUUUAUUUUUUCAAUUUAUUGAUUUUAUAUAUAUAUAUAUAUAUAUAUAUAUAUAUAUAUAUAUAAAAUUAAUGUCAUUCUAAGAAUAUUUUAAAAUUAUAUAUAUAAUUAAUAAUAUUAAUAAAAAAAACACUUAUUAAUGAUGUGUGUAUGUGUAUAUAAAAGUACUUAGAUCAUGUGAUCUAAGUACUUUUUAUUUAAUUUGAAAACUGUUUCAUAACUUUUAAAAACUUUUUUACUGGCAUGAGGGGGACUACCUGAUAGUUGACAGAAAACAAAUAAUCUUAGAAAUUAGUGUAUUUAACAUAAUAUGUAAUAGUGGAGCUGUGUUUGUAGCGGUGUUAAUCAAUGACAUUGGUAUUGUAUUGUUGUCAUAGGAUAGCCACUUUCUUUUAAUCUGGAGAUCAUGGAAUUUAGGCAGGGUUCCAGAUUUGUUUUGUCACUCACAAUUUGCCUCACUUUUACCAUUUUGGCUGUGUGGGAUGGAGGACACUUAUUAGUAUGAUGAAAGCUCUUGGUAUGCCAUUGGCUAAAUGAAUAUAUAGCCAGAGUGACUUCACAUGCAGAUGGUCAUCCUUAAUAUUCGCUGCAUGUCUUCCCACAUUUCCUUAUGUCUGGGCACAUGUUAGAAGUUGUGGGAUGCUGUGCGUGAAGCCACUUGCAGAUGCCUUAUUUGUAGUCUUUAUUGGCUAAACUAAUUAGAUAGGGACAUUAACAUAUUUAUUCACUGGUAUGUAUAUUGUUAAGAAUUGACAAGGGGAAAUUAGAAAUUAUAGUGAGAAAUAACAGAGCUGAACAAUUAACUGAAAUGGAGAUUAUUUAUUUUUUCUUCAAUCUGGCUCUUAAAAAUUGCAAAUGUUCAAUUAAUGCCCAACAAUUUCCAGGUUAAUGACUGUGUAUGUCUGGCAGGAUCACUUUAAUAUCCUAUACCGUGUAGAUCAUCAAUCUGCUCAUAGAAAGGAAUGUGCUGAAGGAAUACUCUAUGCACUGUAAUCACUGCAGCUCAAUGUAUUGAUUAUGGGGCAAAGAUUCUGCAGGUGUCAUCCAGUGGCUUCUCCAGCAUUCCUAUUUAGGAGGGGCACAUGGGGGGCCAGGGACAAAUGUAGGAAUUAUAAAACGUGUGUGUGUGUGCACUUCCUUUUAGUCCGGCCGGGUACAGGAAACAAAAGCUCCCUGUACCCGUGGACCAUAGAGGGCUCGGCCACGCUACAACAGUGGUGGGGCGAGGGGAGAAAGAAAUUAGGAGGAGGUGGGGGAAGGGGAAAUUAGGAGGAGGUGGGGGGAGAAAUAGGAGGAGGUGGGGGGGAGAAAUUAGGAGGAGAGGUGGGGGGAGAAGGAGGAGUGUGGGGAGAAAUAGGAGGAGGUGGGGGGAGGAGGUGGGGGAUAGGUAGGUGGGGGAGAAUUAGGAGGAGGUGGGGGGAGGAAAAAGGAGGAGGGGGGAGUGGGAGAAAUAGGAGGAGGUGGGGGGAGAAAUUAGGUGGAGGUGGGGGAGAAAUUAGGAGGAGGUGGGGGGAAAAGAGAGAGUAGGAGGGGUGGGAAAUUAGGAGGAGGUGGGGGGAGGAAAUUAGGAGGAGGUGGGAGAAAUUAGGAGGAGGUGGGAGUGGGAGGAGGUGGGGGAGAAAUUAGGAGGAGGUGGGGAGAAUUAGGAGGAGGUGGGGGGAGAAAUUAGGAGGAGGUGGGGAGAAGGAUUUAGGAGGGAGGUGGGAAAUAGGGAGGAGGUGGGGGAGGAGUGGGAGGAGGUGGGGGGAGGUGGGGGGAGAAAUUAGGAGGAGGUGGGGAGGAGGUGGGGAAAGUGAGGUGGAGGUAGGGGGAGAAUUAGGAGGGGGGGGAGGAAAGAAAUUAGGAGGAGGGGGGAAGAAAGAAAUUAGGAGGGGGGGAAGAAAGAAAGAUUGGGAGGAGGGGGGUGGAGAAAGAAAGAUUGGGAGGAGGGGGGGGAGAGUGACAUUCAUCACACACAUACACACAAUGCAACCCUUGCACACAGAAAAACACACAAUGCAUUACACACACAGACACACAUACACAAGCAAUGCAACUGUUACACACAAUGGAUCCCUUACACACACAGAAACACACAAUGCAUUCAUUACACACACUCAAUGCACCCCUUACACACAUUCAAUGCAUCCCGUACAUACACAGAAACACACCUUGCAGCCCUUACACAUACAAACACAAUUUCACACAAUGCAUUCCUUACACACAUAUCAGGACAUCCCUACACACUCCACCCCCUGUGAACAAACUCAUUGGUGGAACAUGAAGGUGGACCCUGGGACCCAGACCUUGAGCUGUGUAAAGGGCCCCCUAAAAAUGGAGCUGCUUCCCGUUAUCCCAGACCACAGUUACAAACCGCCUCCAGAGAGCCUGUUCUACACCAGACCAGUGGAGCCAGACUGCAGCUAGAGCCCAUCAUCACCCUCACCUGGUUGUAAGUAGGCAAUCUAAUAUAUUAUUCGUGGCAAUAAGCUCUAAUUUACCUCACAUUAAAGAAACACUAUAGUCCCCAGAACCACUGCAGCUUAAUGUAGUGGUUCUGGUGUCUAUAGCCUGUCCCUGCGACGGCACUGCAGCACUGGCGUUAGUUAACAUGGCAAAUCAUAUGGGUGGGGCAUUGUGAUGUCACAUGGGGGGGCGGCAAACUUUACUUUUGCCUAGGGCGGCAAAAAUCCUUGCACCGGCCCUGGGUGGAGGGGGCUGUGUGAGCUGUGGCUACACAGUGCCCCAUGGUAGUUAGGGUGCUGUGCGGCCAGUACAGCUCACACAAGCAAACAGUUGAUAAACUGGCCGCACGGAGGAAAAGUGGGGCGGAGCUAAGCAAAAUUGGGGCAGAGCCAAACUGGCACUGGGGGCGGGGCUUAAUAUGGCCCUUACCCACUGCUGUUAGGAGGUGCAGCAAGAUGGAAUCUCUGCUUCUCCACAGGCUUCAGAGAAGGACUUCAGGGAAUCCAGUCCUCCUCCAUCCCACUGUCUGUAAGUAAGUGUGUGUCUGUGUGUGUUUGUGUGUGUGUGUGAGACUGUCUGUGUGUAACUGUCUGCCUGUAACUGUGUGUGUGCGUGUGACUGUCUGCCUGUAACUGUGUAUGACUGUCUGCCUGUAACUGAUUGUGUGACAUUCUGCCUGUAACUGAGUGUGUGACAUUCUGCCUGUAACUGAGUGUGUGACUGUCUGCCUGUAAAUGUGUGUGUGGGGCUGCAGGGAUUUUGUAGAAGGGGGCGGGGGUUUUGUAUUGGGACAGGAGUCUUUAUAAGGGGGAUAAGCAGGGGAUUUGUGGAAGGGGGUUGCGAGGGUUUUGUAGACGGGGCAGUACAGGAUUUGUAGAAGGGGCAGGACAGAGGUUUUGUAGGAGGGGUGGGGCAGGACAAGGGUUUUAUAGGAGGGGCUGACAGCGGAUUUGCAAAGAUUACAAAUUGUAAAAAAAAUAGAAAGAAAACCUUUAACAAUUUUUACAGGUUUUUUUUUGGGGGGGGGGGAAGGGGGUGCCAAGCACAGGAUCCGCCCGGGGUGCCACAUGCUCUAGGUAUGCCCCUGAUAGUAAUAAUUAAUUUACACUUCUGCAUUAUCAUUGUCAAUUUCUGGAAACUGGGAUGGCAGUAAUAGGCUGAGUCCUCCGACUCACAUACUCGUUUCCCCACUACACUACGCUUAGUGCUUAUAGUGAAUACAGUGCCCUUUAAUUAAAUAAAGUACAUACUUAGCAAAUAUAACAUCUUUAAAUUAGUAGGUUAUUUAUAACAACGAGUAGAAAAAUCUCUAUGAGUGAGAGAGGUGAUUAUCAUUUAAAGUGAAGAUGAUAAUUAGGUAAUAGGUCUGUGGCAUUGUGGGAACAACCAGACAUGACAGUUAUCAGUGUCACUAGAGUUUAAAUUAUCUUGAUAAUGCAGUGAUAAUUUCAUUCAUUACCAUCUGUGGCCACAUGGAUGUCUAUGUGAUCUUUAGUAAGUCCUUAAUAAAAAAGCCAAGGUAGCAAUCCUAGUUUUAAUUAUAGAAAAAAAUUUAUACUCUUUAACUCUACUAGUUUCUUAAAACUUAUUAAAGCAGUUUUAACAUAUGCAUCUCUGGAUAUAUAUUGACAGUCAAUAAGUGCCUAUCAAGUGACAAUUUCACCAUAUUUUUCAAUUAUAGGAGUUAUCUCAUUUGGCUAUUAAAAUAUUGUAGCGGCUCCACAUAUAUCAGAGGCAUUUCUGGGGAUGGGUGACCCUGGCUGGGGCUGAAACCUGGAAGCUGAAUUUUUUUUUCGCUGGCAAAUAUAAUGCACAUUUGUACAAGAAGAUACCAAUAUGCAACAUUGUGCAUUAUUAUUUAUUUUGUUAUUUUUUAUAUCUCCUUAUAACUCAAAUUUCUGCUCACUUAAUGAUCGAAUUCCACUCCUACGACAGUUAUUAAGCGAGGACUGCACUCUUUCUGGGGCAAAAUUUGACAGGUCCACUUUUGAAAUUCACUGGCGAAAGUUGAAAUUCGCUAACGAAUGAUAAAAUUUACCAGCGAAUUUACUCAAAAAAAAUGCGCCAUUGAAUCUAAUGUACAUUCAAAUUUUAGAAACGUUAUAUUGCCAAUAUAAGUGUGCAUUAGAUUCCAGUAAAUACGGUAUGUUUCAAGUCUUAUCAGUGAGGUUCUUUGACUCAGAAGUGGCAUUUCAGAACUUCAUCCAUGACUGGUAUCAUGCUGCACCCUGUGCUAACAUCUCCCAACAUGGUGCAGAACUCACAAGACAUCAACUGAUGGAGUCUGGGAGGAUAUCAUAUCUCCAUCUCCUCCCUCCAUCAACAAGAGCUUUAUGGUGCAAGGGGUUGCCUGCAGGCUUUCUCCAGAUGUACCCUCCUUGCUGGCCCAAUGCCAAUUUUACUCAUUAUGCCCAUGUAGUCGAUUCUGUUAUACAUGUAUAUUGAUAUAUUUGUGAUAUAGUUAUUUUAUAUUCUGCUUAUUUAUACACUCACAAUGACCCAUGCAGGCUGAUACUGAUACUGACCAAUGCAGACACACAUUGACCCAUGCAGACACACACAAUGACCGAUGUGGCUGCCCCCUGGGUUGGGCAAUGCAGUCUGCUGCUGACCUUGGCAGGUCCCUUGCUGGACAGGCUGGUGGCUGGCACCGGCCAAUAGUUAGAAUGGAGGGUAGCCACAGUGGCCUUAUGGGAAAUACAUUCCAGCAGACAACUAGACCCCAAUGGGACUGAGUGGUGAUGAAAUGAGAGGGUAAGGAGAUAGAAGGAAAUGGUUAAUACAAUUAGGAUGAAGAGAUGGGGGGAAAGGCUAAUGACAUGUGGGGUAAGGAGAUGGGAGAAAGUGAUUAGUGAAAUUUGGGUAAGAUAGGUGGAAUGGAUAAUGAAUAAUGGCUAUUUGUGUAUAUAUGUUUGGCUGUGUGUAUUUAACUGCUUGUGUCCGCUUGUAUGUCUGUGUGUUCAUGUAUGUAUUUUCAGAACAAUGUAAAUCACGUGUGUUACUUAUUUGGUUAUUUUUGUAUGUAUGUGUAUGGGUACAUAACUGUAUGAGUAGCUAAUUAUGUGUAUAUGAGUGUGACUUACUAGGUGUGUGCAUGUAAAUGGGUGACUUUGUAUUUGUGAGUGUGAUAGAGAUUGUGGUUAAUUGGCAGAAGGGGAUUGUGUGUAUGUGUGUGAACAUCUUUAGCUAAGCUUAGGGCAGCCUAAAAUAUAAAUAUAUCACUGUAUGUAAGUCAAGGAUGGACUGGCAACUUUUGGCAUAGGGGGCAAAUACGACCCAGAGGCCCCUGGUGCUGCAACUCAGUCCACAAUUUGGAUGCUAACUCUGGGCAACUACUGUGAAGGUAGUUCCCUGCACCCAGGGCUAGACUGGUAAAAAGGGAACCAUCGAAAAAGUUUAUACCAGCCUUGUAAUGCAUUGCAAUACUGCGCAAUUAUACAGGUGAGAAAGAAAGGAAAACUGAAAAUUAAUUCUCCAAUGAAGAGAAGCACAGUUAAUAAACAAAAGUUGCUCUGUCACCCUCCCAACUUUUUGUUGGGAUAUCACUGAAAUUCCAAUCCAGUCAAAAGGUAUACUAAGGCAAGGUAGGGGCUACUUUGUCUGACAGGUUUAUUUGCUAAAGUAAGAAGUUAAAGUGAAUGUCAAAUUUAAAGGGACACUUAAGUCACCCAAAAACUUGCUUAAUUAUGCAGUUGUUUUGUGUGUAGAUCAUGUCCUUGCAGUCACACUGCUCAAUUCUCUGCCAUUUAUUAAAAGUUAAAUCACACAAACACACUCUCUCUCUCUCUCUUUACCUAAUAAUUACAAAAGUAAUACAAGUGCUAAAAAUGGCAUUCAAAAGACCAAAAAAUGGGUAAAAGAUCAUCUGAAACAGUAGUGGUAAUCCUUUUUAAAAAACAAACAAACAAACAAAAAAACAACUUAAUAGUAUAUAAAUGUUAAUAUGCUGCUAUACACUUUAGUGUCUACAUCCAAGGGGUCAAACCCCUAACACACACCAAGAUAAAUAUAAGUAGAAAAGUGGAGCGCAAAAAUAAAAUAAAAAAUACUUAGAUUAAUUCCUUGACUUCAGGUUUCCAUGAGCAUGUAAAACAAGAAGAAAAUGCAAAAUAGCGUACUAAUGUUACACAUAAAUCAUGUAUAUACAGAUAAAAAUAAUAAUGUUCAUAAAAUCCAAAGAUGAAGAAUAAAUGAAUAUACAGUUUAUUUAACACAUAUUAAAAAGUAGUUAUAUAAAAAAAUUGUAUAUAUAUUGCACAUAGAAAUGGAUAUCACUGCCCCUUACUAGAGAUUGGUGAUGAGCAUACGCGGUAUAAAACAUCGCCAUUCACAAGCGCUUUGACCUUUAGACGGUCAACUGUAGUUGGCCAGAUUCCAAUCUGGUCUGCUUCCUCCGGAUAAUGUUUCUUCGGGCAGUGUCUCCGAUAAAAUUGAGCUCUGUCUCUUGUGUAUUUGUUGUUAUUGGCACCGUCCACCUUAUGACAUCACUACGCAUGUCUACGCGUUUCGCCUGCAGCUUAGUCAAAAUUAGUUUUUACCUAGGACGGUAAAAAUCCUUGUGUCGGCUGUGCUGGGCUCUGAGAUCACUUUGUCCUGUCUCAGGGAGCUGGAUGUCUGUAUAGCCUCAUCCCUCUGAUGAACCUGUGAGGUGAAACGCGCAUCAGGGGCGUUACUGGCGCUAUCUACCAGUCACUGUACCAAGAAUGACCCCUUCACUAUCUAACUAUUUCGAGCUAUCUAUCGGCACUGUUUGGCCGUUACGCUGCAGCAGUAGCCAGCUUAGGCAUAUGUAGCAAUUUCUUUAUUCUCUGCAGCAGGAUUGGUGGGCGGCUCUUUUGCUUUCAGUUUCUAAUGCCGUAGGAGACUGUAGGCUUUUGGUUAAGGGGGUGCCCUCGAAGGCACAAGUAUUUAGGGACUUGCCAGCAUAGGAGGCUUCCUAGUACAUUUAGUCCAACCCCCCUUUUGUUUACCCUUAGCCUUUUGGUUAUAUAGCUAGUUUUUACGGAUGCUAAUAGUCAGCAUUGACAGCCUGCAUUUCUCAGUUACCAACUGCCGAUAUUCCCGCUUGCUCUAACCGCUAGAUGCUACCUCUUACGGUUCAUAUUAGAGGACCGUGUCACUUUUGAGAUUUUAAUUUUCUGCAGUAUACUGGUACUCUGUUGCUUUGUUUAGAGUCCAGACACUGCAGAUCCGUUAUAUAUAGACACUAACUUUAUAAGCAGCUGUUGUGUAGCCAACUGGGACUCUGCAAUUCUGUUUAGAGCCCAGACACUGUAAUUUCGAUACACAUUAUCAUAAGCUGUAUAAUAAAGCUGCUGUUCUUGCUAUAGUUCUCUAAUUAGUUAGAUACAUAUUGUAAAUAGCUGUUGUUCUUGCUAUAGUUCUCUACUUCGUUACAGGCAGUGCAACUGUAUCCCUACUGAAAUUUUGAUACAUAUUGACACAAGCUGUAUAAGUAGCUGCUGUCCUUGCUGGAGUUCUCUAUUUGGUUACAGGCAGUGUAACUGUAUCACUUUAGCCUUUCCAUCAACUGUUUUUUACAUAUCAGACUUACUGCAUGUAUUUAUGUUUGUUUACCUCUUUUUUAUUAUUGCUAUUAAAAGUUAUGUUUUAUCUUUUCUCUUUAGUGAUCCCCAUGCCCUACCUAUCUAGAGUCACCCCCUCCUACACUAGGGAAUUACCACUCUGCAGGACCCUUAAUCAUGUAGCCUGUCUUCUCUCCUGUCUCCCUUCCUUGUUGUUUAGUUUUGUAGUGCAUUUCGUUGUACUAGGGGUUAACCCCUGCUCAGGAGUAAGAUUAUAUAACUAUCUCUUUUUUUCUUUUUUGCUUUUUAUCCCUGAGCACUGUGAUCUGAGGAGGGAGAGUGGGGAGAGAAUUGGAGCAAUUCCCUCUCAGUUUCUGCGCUCACUGCACAAUUCUUGAAUGCGCUGACUGCAGAGGAAAAGGUUGUGACGCAGACCACUGGGUCCAUUGAGUGAGCAGUCAAGAGGGCAGGCUGCUCAGUCGAGUCUCCCCGACCUGCAUUGUAAAGAAAAACAAAUUGUAUGUAGUUUUUAGUAGUUUGUGGAACUUUUCGCUUUAAAUAUAUUUUAGGUCGCUCACUGUGAUGCCACAUUCCUGUGAUGUGGCCUAUAUAUAUAUAUAUAUAUAUGUGUGUAUAAUGCAAAUUAGCACGGCCGGUAUUUUUUCCACAAAAAAAAGUGGCAACUCUAUGGGUAUAUCACCUGAAUGAGAGCCAGCUGUUUUGUGCAGCCAUCUCAGGGUUUAGUCUGCUCAAUCUUUCUUUAAUGUCUGGCUGGUCCUGCUUGCUCACAUAGCUCCCCAUGAGAAGGAGGAGUUAGGUGGAACUCCACCUAAAAGUCUUGGGUUCCUUUUGCCUCCUGGCUUGGUGUGGCCUCAACCAUUUAUAGCGAGUUUCCACCAGGCCCAGGAAUGGCUACAGCCCGCUGGACCUCUAGUAGACUCAGCAGCCGCUCACACACAGGUUGCAUGGUUGAUACAACCCUGACUCCUGCUCACUUACAUUCACAGCUGCACCGCCCUCACCAAAUGAAACAUACGCAGUACUGGUUUUAUUCUGUGGUACGAUGUGUGUGAUUUCGUGGGUGUUGUGCAACCAUUUUAUAGGGCAUCUAGAGAGACCCGGGUGGACAUUUGCCUCCCUGCACGCAGGUCCAGUCCACCCUUGAUGUAAAUAUGUGUUUGUGUAUAUGUAUUUAUUUGUGUUUCUGUGUCUGCAUGAACAAUUGUCUAUGUAUGCAAGUGAUUGUCUAAAUGUGUCCGUGUGUAGUAAUAUGUUUGUAUGAGAAAGUUUUGCUAGCUUUAUAUAUUUUUUAAAAUAAAUUCUUUAUUUUUGGUGCAAGUCAUGACAAGUUUGACACAUAAAAGAAAAUCACAGUGGUGGAUAUAAGUCAGCAGAUAAUAGUUGUUUCAGCGUAAGGUGUGGUAUUACUAAACAUUGCACAUUUUUUGUAGAUGUCUAGACAAUAGUUAAUAGCUAUCAUGUUGAUAACAUCAAUUAUUCCUAGGUAAAUGCAGCAUUCUUGAUUUGAAUGCAUCUGGAGUCACAUCUGUGUGUAGUAGGGGUUUGUUUACCCGGUUGGGUCAUCGCGGGAUACCCCCAAGUGUAGUGACUAGUCUUGUUAGAAUACCUCUAACUUUUGAUCAGGUCUAAUGUGUUUCUCUUAAUCAAAGGGACGUGUACCUGUAUGCCGGAGGGAUUGCCCCUUUGUGUAGGGCUAUAGGUGCUAUGCCGAUUAGGUGUGUGAGAGAAUAUGGUUCUGUUAAAAACUUGUGUAUGUUGGCUAGUGUAGGCAUGUCUAGGAGCGUAGCUGUCUACUACUGGGGUUGUCCGCUCGUUAGGGUCAAUCGUGGGUCAGUACAGGCUGGCCGCUAGUCGAGUGCUAACUUAUGGUAUGAGCUUGGUGGGAAACUUGUCAGUGCCUAAUAUGGUUUAUCUGUUUUUUUGGGGUGUUGCUAGGAAAUCCAGUAUAAGUUGAUGAGGCCUUUGCAGGUCUCUUAUGCCUAAGAGUGCUAAGCUAAGAGGCUAUUACCGAUUGGAGACAUGGUGGUUAUGCUAGUGUGCUAGUAGCACAGGCGAUGUCGUUAGCGCUAGGUGCUAGCUUUAUAUUUUUGAAUAAUCUCUGGCAUAAAGAAAAGGAGAUGGGAUCAUGAGGGACAAAAAGACUGAGUUUGCAGGAAUUAAGAGGUGGGGUUUCCGGUGUGUCCAAGGGCAGGGUGGGAGCAAUCAGCCAAUUUUGCUUUGGACUCGAGCCCCAUGUAUAUUUGGGACCUAGGAACACUCCUAAAUCUAGUUACCUUUCGUGCUUGCUAGGAAAAUACUGUUAGAAGGUCAAACAGAUCAUGAACCUGGUAUACUAACAGUAACUUGGUGAGGUGAGAAUAGAUGAGAAUUUGUUUAGUGAAUUUGAAAUUUUAAGGCCAAAUUUACUUCACUGAAAGCAUAGCAUUUUCCAGUUUGGCUAUUUUUGUCUUUAAAUUUCACUUUUGCUUUGAAUUCUCUUUGAGUUCCCAACUGUUCUCACUUUAGUGACUAGCCUUACUUGUCAGCUGUCCAGAGCUCACUGAGAGCUGCAUUUAUGUAUUACUCUAAUGACAGCUGCCCAUAGAUAUAUAGAGAAAUGCAAUGCUUAUGUGAGUGAAUAAUGUGAAAGACAUUUAGAUAGUGGAAACACACAUAGCAUGGCUAAGGUCGUUAUGUUUUAAAGAGCAGCGCUCUAGAAUGGUUGGAUGUUCAGCAUGCUUUACAUAGAAUGAGCCUUUCGGUUAUGCUCUAAUUAUGAAACCUAAAGAGGUCAGGACCUAAACCACAAUCUGGGACUAAGCAUACAACAAUGUUUUGCAAAGGGCACCCACUUACUUUCAAACAUUAAUUGAUCAUAUAUCCCUUAUAUUACUUUAUAAAUAAAAGAAACAUGUCCAAAAUUGCAUGCGUUUGCAGCAGACUUGUACGAGGAUUUUUAUCAUUUGAGGCAUACAUUUAAGAUUGUGUCAUGUACGUGGCUUUCUGUGAACAAAGAUAGAAAGAGGUGAUAUGACAGAAAUCAAAACAUAUGUCAAAAAUAGUAUUUUCAUUUUUUUAUUUAAAGGAUCACAAUAGGGUCAGGAACACAAACAUGUGUUCCUGACCUUAUAGUGCUAAAAACCACCAUCUAGCCACCCUGAGCCCCUCAUGUCUCCCUAAAUAUAGUAAAAAUCUUACUGUAUUCAAGCCUGAAGCUGUAGAUCUGCAUGCUGUUAGACUCAGAAAAACAAGCAGUCUGCUGACGACAUCAGAAGUGGUAGCCUGAUCCAAUCACAAUGCUUCCCCAUAGGAUUGGCUGAGACUGACAAGGAAGCAGAUCAGGGGCAGAGCCAGCAUGGUUCAAACAAAGCCCUGGCCAAUCAGCAUCUCCUCAUAGAGAUGAAUUGAAUCAAUGAAUCUCUAUGAGGAAAGUUCAGUGUCUGCAGUGCAGAAGGUCUUUGGUAUUGUGGAAACAAUGUGUCAUUCACAGGGUUAAUGUUUUUUGUUUUUUUUUGUGUGUGACAAUUCUUAUUUUCAUAUUCCUUCAAUACAAGGUAUAAAAGACAGUACGUGAGAAACAAUAGAUAAUACUUGCCAAUCCUUAAAGGGAAACUAUAGUGCUAGAAAAACACUAUAAUUUCCCUUUAAGUUUCUCCCUCCCCCCCCCGUGGUGCUGAAGGGGUUAUCAUUUACCUCAUUCAAACGUCUAUGUCACUCGAGGCUGCUUCAGAUUCCAUCUCUGCUCCUCCGCUGAUGUCACCCGGGAGGGGUUACCUAAUGCGCAUCAAGCUUUCCUGGGGGAUUUUGGGUGACCUUAGAUGUCCUCAUGCAAAGCGUGAGGAUGUCCAGCGUCAGUUAGGCAACCAAAAGUUGCCUAACCACUGUUUGGUAGACAACCACUUGAGGUGUGUUAACACUGCAAGGUAAUUAUUGCAGUUUAUCAAAAACUGCAAUAAUUACAAUUGCAGGUUUAAGGGGACUGGGACAAUGCACCCAGACCACUUCACUGAGUUAAAGUGGUCUGGGUACCUAUAGUGUCCCUUUUACUGAUCUCAGAAACUCAAAAUAACAUAGCAGAGAAGAACAGUGAGUUUCGUGAGCACGACAUUAACCCCUUAAGGACCGAGGACGGUUCAGGACCGUCAUCUGCCUUUUCCCAUUGCCGACCGGUGACGGUCCUGAACCGUCCUAACGGUCCUAGUUACUUACCUAAUCGCCGUUGCUCCCGGUGUGGGGAGACUGCCUGCAGCCCAGAUAGUCUCCCCACACCGGAUUAGGACCCAUGUGGCCAUGUGAUCGCUUAACACAGCGAUCGCAUGGUCACAAUAGGUGUCCAUGUGUCUGCCUGCAGGGGGACUGCCUGUGCUGACAGGCAGUCUCCCUGCUAGUGUAAAAUGAUUAAAAAAAAAUAGUUAGUGUUAAUAAAAAAUAAAAAAAUAUAUAUAUGUGUAUAUAAAUAUGUUCAAGUAGAGAUUGUAGCCGUAUUAGUCCAGUGAUGUAGAUGUAAAAAAACAGAUAAAAUUCUUAUCUUGUAAUACCUUUUUUAUUGGACUAACAGAGUUUUUUAAUGACAAGCUUUCGGGAAGGGAGAAAGGGAGGUUCUCCCGAAAGCUUGUCAUUAAAAAACUCUGUUAGUCCAAUAAAAAAGGUAUUACAAGAUAAGAAUUUUAUCUGUUUUUUUACAUGUAUAUAAAUAUGAUAUAUAGACAUAUAUUAUAUAUAUAUAUAUAUAAUAUAUGUCUAUAUAUCAUAUAUAUAAUGUCAUACUAAGUGUAUUUUUAUAUUAAUAUGUACUUAUAUUAAUAUAAAAAUACACUUAUAAUUAAAUUACACACAUAUAUAUAUAAUAUAAAUAACUAUAUAUAUUGUGUGUAUAUAUAUAAUUAUAAAAUAUAAAUAAUAAGUCAUUUAAAUUAAAUAAAUUUUUUUAAAUAAUAAUAAAAAUUGAAUUUUUUUUAUAUAUCUAUAUGAAAUUUUAUUCUAACUGUAUUUUAAAAUUAAUAUAUAUAUAUAUAUAUUUAUAUCAAAAUACACUUGAAUUUGUAUAUAUAUCUAUGUAUAUAUAAAUAAAUAAAAAUAAUACAAAAUAUACAUAUGUCCAUAUACAAAAUUACAUAAAUAAUUAUAUAAAUAUACACGUAGACUUCAAAUAUAUAAAUAUGCAUAUAUAUUUAAAUUCUAUGUGCGUAUUUAUGUAAUAUUUUUACAUAAUUAAGUAAUUUUAUUGAUUGCAAUUUGAGGGACCUGCCUGCCAACCCAGGCCAAAAGUCCAGAGAAUUUAAUUUGCUAGCACUGUAUUUUACCCUGUAAUGUUCUACGACACUCUAAAACCUGUACAUGGGGGGUACUGUUUUACUCGGGAGACUUCGCUGAACACAAAUAUUAGUGAUUCAAAACAGUAAAACAUAUCACAGCGAUGAUAUUGUCAGUGAAAGUGACUUUUUUUGCAUUUUCACACACAAACAGCACUUUUACUGAUGAUAUAAUUGUUGUGAUACGUUUUCCAGUUUUUAAACACUAAUAUUUGUGUUCAGCGAUGUCUCCCGAGUAAAACAGUACCCCCCAUGUACAGGUUUUAUUGCAUUUUUGAAAGUUACAAGGUCAAAUAUAUGGGUCAAAUAUUUUUACAUUGAAAAUGGCCAGGUUGGUUACGUUGCCUUUGAGAGCGUAUGGUAGCCCAGGAAUGAGAAUUACCCCCAUGACGGCAUACCAUUUGCAAAAGAAGACAACCCAAGGUAUUGCAAAUGGGGUAUGUCCAGUCUUUUUUAGUAACCACUUAGUCACAAACACUGGCCAAAAUAAGCAUUCAAUUUAUUUUUUUUUUUUUCACACACAAACAAAUAUGAAAGCUUACUUUGGCCAGUGUUUUCGACUAAGUGGCUACUAAAAAAGACUGGACAUACCCCAUAUUCAAUACCCUGGGUUGUCUACUUUAAAAAAAAUAUGUACAUGUGGGAUGUUAUUCAGAGAUUUAUGACAGAUAAUAGUGUUACAAUGUCACUAUUGAUAAAUUUUAAAAAUGUAUGUUUUGAAACCGCAAUAUCCUGCUUGUACCUAUAGCCCUAUAACAUGCAAAAAAAGCAAAAAAGCACGUAAACACUAGAUAUUUUUAAACUCAGGACAAAAUUUUGAAUCUAUUUAGCAGUUUUUUUCAUUCGCUUUUGUAGAUGAGUAAAAGAUUUUUCAAGUAAAAGUCAAAAAACAUGUAUUUUUUUAAAUUUUUCAUCAUAUUUUUUUAUUUUUUUUCAAUUAAAAUACAUGAGAUUAUAUAAAUAAUGGUAUUUAAAGAAAGCCCCUUUUGUCUUGAAAAAUACAAUAUAUAAUUUGUAUGGGAACAGUAAAUGAGAGAGCGGAAAAUUACAGACAAACACCACAAAAGUGUAAAAAUAUGCCUGGUCGCAAAUGUACAACAUCGCAAAAACAGUCCAGUCCUUAAGGGAUUAAACUUGUACAGUUAUCACAGUAAGCUGCAGUCAGACUAUUCCAAUGGGUUAAUGUUUUAUUCCUUUCCUUAGAGUAGGACAAAGCCGUCUUGUGCAGCAGCCACUGCAGUGUGUAACUGUCAUAUAUGAUUUGGCCUCCCAUGGAGCAGUGUAUUGUGUAUAAAAAUAGAUGCGCCAAAGUAUAAUCUCCCUGCUGUGUCAUGACACGGGUAAUUUCAUGUUUCACUGGCUGUCACACAGUAUUUUUUAUAUAUUUUAUAAGGAGAACACCUAAAUGCUAGCGAUUCACCACCUACAAAAAUGAUCGUAUGCAUAUACACCAUAUCACAUUCCAUAUACUAGGUUGCCUAAUCUUCACAGUGUGUUAUUUAUGAGAAAGGUAUCAUAGAAUUUCAGGCAAACAGGAAGGAUAUGAAGAAUAUCCUUAUAUUGGGACCUUAAGAGAGAGCUGCAGUAUUUCUGUCCAUAAUUGUAAUAAUUCUGAAGUUACGGUAGAUGUUAGAGAGUAUGAUAAAUGUAAGCUGUCAUGGCAACAUUGUCAAUUGGCCAAAUGUAAUAUAACCAAUCUUGGAAUGCAAAGAUCUUUUACAUGACAUUCUAUAAUAUAGAAAAUAUCUUUAUGAUACACCUAGCUGGGUCCUCAUUCCACAUUUUCUCCAGAGUAUGGGGCAAAUUUAGCUAUUUAAUUGGCUUUAAGCAGCAGUGCCCCUAUUAUUUUAGUCCUGUGGUUAGUAGAUACGGUAAUGUUUUGGGUGCAUGGCUAAACCUUAGUGGCUCUCUUCUUGACAACCAUUAGAGGGUUCUUACACUACAGCAAUGACCAAAUUUUAAUUGGUUAUGUGACAUUCGACGUUAAACAUAAUCAGAUACAGAUCAAAGGAAAGUAUUGGAUUCAGUGCUUCUCUUUGAGUAGCAUUUGAUUGGAUGGGCACAGCACACGCUUCUUUUUUAAAUCUUUAUUUUAGUGAGGCAUUUACGCAAAACAGUAUAAAGAAUGACAAUGGAAAGUUGCUCGGCCCUGAACGCAGUCAGGGGGAACGAGCUUCCGUAAAAAGUAGCCUCCAUUUUUCUUUUUGUAACAAGUAUAACACAACAUUGCAGGUAUUGGGUACAAUCAGUUAACAACGUAUUAGGAUAAUAUGCAGUGUAUAUGUGACAACGGUUAUUGCUUCGUAUACUUAGUGGCCUACAGCUCUACAGGCCUGCGACCCAUAGGCCCGGAUCUCUCAUGCAGGCUCUCAUGAAAAUUUACGGCAUGUAACAUAUAUCAGGCUUUGUCAUGGUGCAACAUUACAAUCUUAUAUGGGGUCAGUGUGUCUGGGAUAUGCAAUGGGUUUGUAAUGGUGACCUGUCCGUUUCUCUAUUGAUUAAGACAUCAUGUGUGUAUGUGGUUAAGAGAAAAUUGUCACGCUGUGUGAGGUCUGAGCCGGGAGGCCCGAGAUGUGAAUUAUGCGUUCUCUGUCGUGCGUGUGCGGGUUAAGAGCCCUUGACCAAGGGGGUUGCGGGGGCGGGGGGGUGUUCGGUCCGCCAUGUAGUGUGGUCUCUACGUCAUCCGACCAGGCCGGCUAUUUCUUAAAUUAGUUUGUCCUAUUAGAGGGUAGCAAUAGGGCAGCAGCUAGAGAUAUAUGACAGAUAUUAACUAUGAACAUAGAAAUAAGAGUGAACUUAAAUAAUGUAUUAACACAUGUGUAGAUAAGUGUUCAUUCAGGGCUGUCUGCGCCCUGUGUGUUCAUCGAUCGUGGGACGAACGGUGGUAUGGACGCAGGGUCCCUCAUUGCCGCCUGUGAUGCCGAGGUGGAGGGCACAUCAGCUUGCGAUAGUCCCAAAGUUUCCAGGAAGGUCGGUGCAUCCGUCAUGGAUGUCAGGGUGUGUGUCGUCCCGCCUUGGGUCGUAGUCAGGGACCCAUUCAGUCCCCAUCUGUAUUGUAGCCCCGCAGCUCGCAGUUGUGCUGUCACCGUGCUGUAUGAUUUGCGGUGCAGGAGAGUGGCCCUUGUUAAGUCCUGGAAAAAAGUGAGACUUGCGGUUUCAAAAGUGAAGGGGGUUUUGCCCUUCAUAGCUGACAUAAUCUGUAUCUUGUCCGGUAGUGAGGUGCAGCGGAGGAUGACAUCUCGUAUCGCUGUGGACUUAAAGUGAGAAGGGCUUGGGAGGCGAUAAACACUGUCGAUAGCUACUCUCUUUGCCUUUGCAUGUGGCAGGAUUGCGGCCAGCAGUCUCCUGAUGUAGUGGGGUAGCUCUUCAGCCGUAAUCUCUGUGGGGAUGCCCCUGAUUUUAACAUGGGUUCGCCUCUGGCGAUCUUCUAGUGAGGUGAGCUUAAGCGACAGAAAGUGCUGCUGCGUGUACAGUGUCUGUAUGGAACCCUGUACUUCGGAAAGGUGAGAUUGUACCUCUGUUAUGGCCUUUUCGUUGGUUCCAACCCUCUCCGACACUGCACGGACCUCCGUUUUGAGAAUGGCCGAGUCGGCCGCGAGUAGCUUAUGUAUUUCGGUUAGUAGGAGUUUUAGGUCCUUUUUCGUAGUAGGAGCUGAGUCAUCGGGUGGGUCUGGAGGCCCAUCUCGUUGUGGUGGUGGGUGCGGUGAUCCCUCGGGCCCAGUUUGGUGUGGCGCCGGGGCCUGCUCUCUUUCUUCCACGGCGGGAGGCCUAGAUGGCGGUGGCUUCUGGAACAUAGUUCCUAUGUCCCUAGUUUCUGCCGAGGUGUGCGUCCUCUGAGAACGCCUACCCAUGCUUGGCAAGCUCUGGGAUGAAGCCUGUACCGUGUGGGUGUAGGGUUGUUCCGCUCUUGAUGCUGCAAUUUCUCCCAGGAAACUCCCCAGGCCUUGCAGCGUGUUGUAGGCCCCGGUUUUGGGUUUCCGUCGGGCUGGCUUUGGCGGUUGGAAAAAAGGCAUCUAUCGAUGCUAUACGUUCCUCUGAUCACAGCUGGGAUUGUGUGGAAGCCGGAUUGGAAUCGGUUUAGCAGAUAUCGUCUGGAUUCGAUUUGCAGUUUUGGGAGCUUCAGAAAUGGCGUCUGGUCAGGACGCUUGGUAAGCCCCGCCCCCCCAGCACACGCUUCUUGUCCCUAAUGCUUCUCUAAGAAAUAUUGUAUUGGACGAGAAGCCAAGAAAGUGAUGUCUGUGGGUAUAGGUCACCAGAGGAGGAGCAGGCAGCACUGAUUGAGUCUUUAAUUUAAUUUAAUUUAAUUUAAUUGAAUUUAGGGGACAGGGGGCCCUUAAUCUAAAUAGGAAGGAAUACACUACAUUCUUAGAAAUACAUGAUUGUAUUCCUAACGCUGGAGUGUUCUUUUCAAUGUGUAUACACAAUGUGUGUUUCCUGGGUUAUACAAUAUUUUGAUAGUCCCAACAACUUUUCCCUGAAAAAAAUUGAGGAGAUUGCCAAGACGUAGAAAAACAGAUUGUUAAUCAUUCAAGGAACACCCUGAACACCAUCACAGCGUCAUGUAAUGGUUAUGGUGUUCUAGUGUACCCCAGUGUUAGGGGUAGGGGUACAAGUGGUUAGUAACGGUUUUACAUCUUAAUUGUGGUCCACCAGACGCUGCUCCACACCUCUGCUCUACUGAAAACUCUCCGUUGAGCUAAACUAAAGAGUGCAGGUCUUAACUCAUUAGCUGAGAGAGAUUUGCUAACGCUCUCAGCGAAUGAGUUAGCCCUGCACUGCAUUGCUCAGACUCAGGUAAGAAGUCAAACAGUUACAAAGCACUUUGACUCCUUACAUUAGGUAGCGCCUGACACCAUAAUCACUACAGAGUGUUGCAGGGGUUAUGGUACUUGGAGUGAUCCUUUAAUAGAUUACUUUGACUACUAUUUGUUUAGUUACAGUACUAAAACCCAGUGCUUAAACUACAUUGCAUUUUAAUGGUUUCUCUUGAAAAUCAUGUGUCUUCAAUGUUAUAUAAAUGUUUACAGUCCAUAUGCACUUGGUUGGGUGGACUUUCCAUUAGAUUAUAUAAGUUGUAGUAACUGGUGUCUCUUUAUGACCCUAGCAGGUCAGCAGUGGGAAAUGUUACUGGAAAGCUUCAUUAGAAUAAAUCUUUACAUUACUCUUUACUAUUGGUAGGGAUUCUGCCAGACUAAGGCAAACAUAGCUCACAAUGGAUCUUUAUUGUAGAAAUGCAACUUCAUAAAUGAAAGCGACACUGUAGGCACCAUGGCCAUUUCAUCUAAUUCAAUUGUUUACAGUUAAUGGAUUUCCAUGGUCUUGUCUAUCCCUUCAAUGAUAGACCAUUUUGAGCAGUUUCACUGAAUGAGAGUCCUUGGCAACCCACAGCCUUGUCCCUACUGGAGGAAUAGCUAAUCCGGAGAUUCUGCACUUCCUUAGUCAUGCCAGUUCAUACCAGCAGUGGGUGGCUGUGAUAGGUUAAAAGCAGUCAGCUGACAAUUUCGGCCAAUCGCUGCUGGCCUAAAAUUUAAAAUUUACUUUGAAUUCCUUGCAUGUUAUAGUUUAAAGGGAUUCUCUAGUGCCUGGAAAAUCCCUCCUGCCCCUCAGCCCAAGUCGCUGAAGGGGUUAAAUCCUCUUCAGACACUUACCUGAAUCUGGCACCGAUGACCCUCAACGCUGGGUCAGGCUCCGUCCACGCUCCACACCUGCCAACGUCCGCCGGCGGGAGAGACCUAAUGCGCAAGCGUGGCAAUGGCCGCACGUGCAUUAGACCUCCCUAUAGAAAAGCAUUAUAUAAUGCUUUCCUAUGGGGAUUCCGGCGAUGGUGGAGGUCCUCAUGCAUAGCGUGAAGAUGUCCAGCGUUGUUUAGACGACCAAAAGUCGUCUUAAGAAGCUGGAAAUCCCUCUAGUGGCUGUCUGGUAGACAGCCACUAGAGUAUGACUUAACCCUGCAAGGUAAUUAUUGCAGUUUAUAAAAACUGCAAUAAUUACACUUGCAGGGUUAAGGGUGAUGGGAGUUGGCACUCAGGCCUCUUCAAUGAGCUGAAGUGGUAUGGGUGCCUACAGUGUCCCUUUAAUGAAUAACUGUGAUAGUCCAUAGUUGCUGAAUAUUGCCUAUCCUUGUUUAAAGUGUUAAUACUUUAAGAUUCUGUGACUUUAUAUGAAAAUUUUUAUUUUUUGUAGGUAGCAUCAACUGAUUGACAAGCCAAUAUUCCAUUUAUUUCACAAAUACACUUUUGACACAAUGAACUGCCUGAAUUGUUAUGAAUAUGGUAUCCCUUCGGAAUGCAAUCAACAUCAGUUUUACUAGAACUCUGGGACACAAGGUACUUUCUGAAAUUAGUAGCAGAAAUAUUAUUAUCAGUAUCUAAACGCAAGAUCAAACUUUGGUUAGCAGCAUGGAGUUAUUGGCAGCAAACCAACCUGCAACUGACAAUUGCUUAGUUUUUACUACACGUAACCUUUUCAAGAAUUUAUCUUGAAACUGCCCUAGAAUUGUGAACAAAUUUCACUUAAUGGAGCAUUUCAAAAAUAUUUUCUGAAAGCAUUUUAGCUCCAUUCAUAUGCUUGCUUAAUGUGUGAUUAAACAAACAUAUGCUUUUUUUUAUAGCUGACAUGGAUGAUGAUGAUGACUCGGGACUUCUUGAUUUAAUUGGGUAAGCUUGCAUUUAAGAUUUUACAUUAUUAUUAUUUUACAUAAUGUAUUUCUGCAUAUUGUUAAGAUAAGUUGGACAGGGCCAGAUGUUCUUCUCACAAAGAAAAUUCUCAUGGGCUUGCCUAUAAGCCCCCCUAAAAAGUCAGAAUAAGUGAAUUUCAUACAUUUAUGAGAUGGUCAUUGCAAGAAUAAAAUGUGUAUUCAUAUCUGAUAACCUCAUGUGCAUAUAUGUGUAUUUAUGUUUGUCUGUAUUAUAACAUGUUUUACUCUGACAACAUAGUGUGUACUAUGAGAGUAAAUGAACUUUGUGUUUAUAAACCUAUGACGUAUUUUAAAUUCAUGCAGUGUUGGGAUGAUUGUUAUGUGUAGGGUGACAGUGUUAAGUUUAGGGUCAAGGUAAGGAGGGUUGGCUUUAGAGCAGAGGUGUUGUUUAAUGCAAGGGAGGUUAGGGUGUUUAGGAUAAGAGAGAGUGUCAUGGUUACUUUAAACAUCCUGCUUGUGGUUAGAGUGAUUGGGCUUUAGUGUUAAAGGACCACUAUAGUGCCAGGAAAACAUACUCGUUUUCCUGGCACUAUAGUGCCCUGAGGGUGCCCCCACCCUCAGGGACCCCCUCCCGCCCGGCUCUGGAAGGGGGAAAGGGUUAAAAACUUACCUUUUUCCAGCGCUGGGCGGAGAGCUCUCCUCCUCCGUUCCUCCUCCUGGACUGAAUGCGCACGCGCGGCAAGAGCUGCACGCGCAUUCAGCCCGUCGCAUAGGAAAGCAUUUACAAUGCUUUCCUAUGGACGCUUGCGUGCUCUCACUGUGAAAAUGAGACAGCCACUAGAGGAUUAGGGGGAAGGCUUAACCCAUUGAUAAACAUAGCAGUUUCUCUGAAACUGCUAUGUUUAUAAAAAAAAAUGGGUUAACCCUAGAAGGACCUGGCACCCAGACCACUUCAUUAAGCUGAAGUGGUCUGGGUGCCUAGAGCGGUCCUUUAAGGAUGGUGUAUCUUAUGGUUAGAACAUCAAUCAUGGCGUUCUGGCAAUCAUCCUUUAAAAUAUUGUUCUCUUCUGCCAUUAAAAUAGUGAAAAAGCAGUUUUGGAAAUAAUUGUUCUCCUGCGUGUCCUGGCUGUGCCUCAACUAAACUGGUGUGAUGUCACUUGCUAAAGCUUUAAUACACAUUUUAAAGGAAAAUUGAGCAUUACAUAAUACGGUUGACACAAGGCUGUUUUCAAUGUUUUAUUCAAAAACUUUAUUUCCAGGAACGUGACAGUUCAGCUUUAAAAUUAGAAGUAUUUUUAAGGAAAGAAGGGUUUAGCGUUACAGAGAUAUUAAAGUAACACUCAUAUUCAGGGCCAGAUUAAGAGCCCAGUGGGCCUGGUGCUGACAAUUAUGACGGGCCUAAUUACAGAAUCAUAUCGACCAAAAACAGUAGAAAACAGCAGCUAUAAGAAAACACAUACCCUAGGCUAAUCUCUCUCUAAUUUAUGUUUUCAUCUUUCAAGUAAAUCCAUAACCCCUAACAGCAGUGUCCAGUCAAGCAGGAAGGUAAAAGGGUGUGCCAUUGACACAAAUCACGGAACCUGACAAAAGGGGCGAACAUGCCCAUGUCUGCCCAAAGAAUUAGAAGACCAGCCUGGCGUGAAUGCAUGUCAGGCUGCCUGCCAAUCAUGCAGCUGGCCAACUAAGGGCAUACUAUGUAGACAGCACCCUGAGCUUGGCAUAAAUGCAUCUAAUGAUGCGCUCACUCAACGCCUUCUAAGGACUGUCCCCUAGCACUCGCUGGUCCACUUGUCUCCUUACCUUCUUAGUAGCACACAGAAGCUCCUGGUAUAUAGUCUGGGACAGAGAAAAGCUGUAUGUAGUGAGUGUAGAAGAAAGGGAACAUGCCACAGUGUUAGAGAGACCAAAGUCAUCAUUACCUUAAAGGAUCACUAUAGGGUCAGGAACACAAACAUGAAUUCAUGACCCUAUAGUGUUAACACCACCAUCUAGCCCCCUGGGCCCCUCAUGCCUUCAUAAAUAUAGCAAAAUCUUAUUAUAUAAGCGUGAAGCUGUAACUCUGCAUGCCGUUAGACUCAUAAAAACAAGCAGUCUGCUGACAUCAUUAGAAGUGGUGGCCUGAUCCAAUCACAGUGCGUCCCCAUAGGAUUGGCUGACACUGACAAAGAGGCAGAUCAGGGUCAGAGCCAGCAUGAUUCAAACACAGCCCUGGCCAAUCAGCAUCUCCUUAUAGAGAUGAAUUGAAUUAAUGAAUCUCUAUGAGGAAAGUUCAGUGUCUGCAUGCAGAGGGAGGAGACACUGAAUGUUUGGAUACAUUUUAGGCAGCCAUGACCCAGGAAGGAUCUCUAACAGUCAUCUAAGGAGUGGCCAGUGAAGUUAUCACUAGGAUGUAAUGUAAAGACUGCAUUUUCUCUGAAAAGACAGUGUUUACAACAAAAAGCCUGACGGUAACGAUUCUACUCACCAGAACAAAUUCAAUAAGCUGUAGUUGUUCUGGUGACUAUAGUGUCCCUUUAACUAUAUUCAUUGUCAGCCAGUCCACACAUGUUUUGUUCCCAUACAUCCCUCUUAAGUUUCCAUACUUAAGUAAGAGUAUGUGAAAAGUAGUUAGGGUUGCCACCUUUCCUGGAAAAACAUACCUGCCUUACUAAUUUGCAUAAUUAAAUAUGUAUGGGUGACAUCACAUGAUGUAAAUCACAAGGAGUGACAUAAGAGAAAAUGCUGUAAAAUCACCAAAAAAACUACUUAGUUUGAUUCUGCUGUAUAGAUGGAUUCCUCCUAGUGCCCCCAUGUCUCCCAGUGCCCUCAUGACUCAGUGCCCCCAUGUGUUGAUUACUCCAGGUCUCAGUGUUCCUAUGUAUCAGUGUCUCAGUGCCCCAUGUCUCCCUGUGUCCCCAUGUAUCCCAGGGUCCCCAUGUCACUAGGACACUAGGAAGACAGGGAGACCUGGGGACACAGGGAGACCUAGGGACACGGAGACACCAGUGACACUGGGAGACUAGGGGACUCUGGCUGGGACACAUGGGGACAAUGGGAAAAUAGGGGACACUUGAAGACAUGGGGACACAGACACCAGGGACACAAACACUAGAGACACUGGCUAGGGGACAUUGAGACAUGGGGACACUGGGAGACAUGGGGACACUGAGACACCAGGGCCACAGACACUAGGGACACUAGCUUGGAGACAUGGGGACAUUGUGACACUUGAGGCACUGAAAGACAUGGAGGCACUAGGAGACAUGGGGACAGUGAGACACUGGGAGACUAGGGGUCACUGUGAGACUAGGGGCACUGAGACACCAGGGACACUGGCUGGGAGACAUGGGGACAGUGGGAGACAUGGGGACAGUGAGACACUGGCAGACUGGGAGACUAGGGGGCACUGAUACACCAGGGACACUGGCUGGGAGAUAUGGGGACACUGUGUCCCCAUGUGUCUGUGUCAUAAUGUCUCCCAAUGUCCCUUAGUGUCUCAGUGUAUGUCUCCUUGCAGCCUUCCCCCCAUCCCUUACUUCCCUGAGCUGUAGGCUGUCUCUGCAGGGUGGGAGUUGCUGUCUGGACUCUCUGUAGCUGCUCCCCUGCAGAUCAGUGAGUAUAGAUAGGCAGGAGGGAUAUGCUGGAGCUUCCUAUCCCUGCCUGUCUCCACAUACUGGCCAGUGCUGGUAUUGCAGAGUAAUCUCUUGUUUAUACUGAGAAAAAUACCAGCAUUUGUAUUGCCAGUCUCACUGCAAUAUUGGCACCAGCCAGGCAGCCUCAAAUACUGGCUGUGCCAAUAAAAUAAAAGCCAGGUGGAAUCCCUAAGAGUAGUGUGUGAAAAAAUGUAAUUUAAAAAAAAAUAUAUAUAUAUAUUUUUUUUUUUUUAAUCAAUGGGCCUGGGCCUGGAGCUGCAGCUCCAUCAGCCCCUAUGUUAAUCCGGCCCUGCUCAUAUUACAUAGUUGUGUUUAGUAUUAGGGUUAUGAACUUUAACUGGAUAUAGGGUUUCAAUAGGAGUUUUUUAAGUUGAUGGUUUAGCCCUAGAGACAUGUUGUAUUUGAUAUUCAUACUGUGCAGUCUUUCUUGCAAGUGAGGCUAUGUUUGUGAUGCCAUUUUCUUUCUUCUUCCUGUCCUGUCCAGUCCCUCUCAUUGAAAUAAUGGGAGUGUCACAGUGACAGUUCUGUUAUACACAUUGUGUCUCUACUCCUGAACCCUGCUUUACUACUAUAGUAAUAGGAGACAUAGGUUAAGGCAGGCAGCAUGGGACCUUAUUGCAAUCAUGGCUUGCAAAUAUAUCUUCACUCCCCAUGUUCAUGCAUUCUCGAGCAUCGAAAUGAGAUGAGUGACCGCUCAUCUGGCUGCUAAAGCCUCCUCUCUUCCCAGUCUCUGAGAGGGGGAAGGAGAGAAGGCUGUAAAGAGGGAUGGUAGGGGGAGCUUUUGUGCUAUAUUUGACUAACUUCCCAAAACGGAAUAGUCACACGCACUAAAUACAAAUAUGUGUAUUUUAUUGCAGUAAAAUCAAACAGUAUUAUGACACUGACCUAAUUUUGCAAUUUAGAAACAUCAACCAUCAAAAAUAUCGUAUUUUCUCCCAAAAAAAAACAUAUGUGCGAUGUUUCAUAGCUAAAUAUUUGAUAUUAAAUGGUUCCCUGUUUCCCCUGAAUAAAAUGAUAUAUAACCCUGCAUGGGUGCAUUUACUAUGAAAGAGGUGUAUUACGGUUGGACAGACAUGUAGCGCAAAUGCCAGGUUUUGUUUACAUUUUGUUUUGUUCACAAUGUGUACAUUUGGCUCCGUCCUUAAGGGGUUAAACUGACUGUGUUUACUGUUGUGACCAUUAUUCCCACAUGUUUUCAUACACUUUGCAUUCUAUCUGUAUUUCAAUAAUGUCCAUUUCCCAAAAUGCCAAUAGAUUGCUUUUAAAUAAUCAUAACAAUUUGAUCAUUUUUUUGUUCUGUUUUCUCAAGCAUUUUGUAUGUUGCAAAAUAGUAUAAGUGUUUGUACAUGAGUUUUUCUGAAACCUGCAUGUAGUUAUGGAACUAUUAGGCUAACUAGGCCUUUGGCAGGAGGAGGAAAACUUCAGGCCCUUCAGAUGUUGCGGACUACAUAGUUUUCUUACAGAUGUAAUGCUGGCAAAGCAUCACGGGAGACGUGGUCCACAACAUCUGGAGUGCCGAAGGUUGCCUAUCCCUGGCCUAGGGUACAGGCUCUAAACAGAUACCUGGUGGACAAAGGGUGAGCAGAACCACCUAUAAGACCCAUCUUAAAGGAACACAAUGGGUGCUAACACAACUUAAGGGCAUUUGAUAGGUUUUGGACACACAUUAAUUUGUUCUAUGUAGUUUUGCUUUAAAAAAUUGCCACUUUCUGCAGUUUAACUCGGCCCCCAUAGUCACACCUCCCUUUUUUACAAAACAUUUUCCUGAUUGGAGGAUAUUACAUGUCAGUCUGCCAGUAUCUGAUCAAUGUGAGCUGAACUGCUGAUCUGGCUCCGCUCCACAGCCCACUGUCCACUUACUAUUUGUAUGGUCAGGCAUAGAAUAUUGAAACAAAGCUUGAGUGAAAAUAAGGAAAUAAGAGAACUUGAUUGGCUCUGGAGUGAAGUCAUGUUAGCAGCUCAGCUCACAUUGAUCUGAGCUGUGUAUGCAUACCUUCCAAUUCCGACAUCCUGCAAAUCGAGACGCCAGUGGGAGAAAGCUAAAGGGGCGGGCAAGUCACACGAUAAGGGGUCAACCCAUUUGUAAAGGGGUGGUCCACCCAAGUUAAUGGCAGGUCAGCAUGGAAUGAAUAGGCUGCCUGUCAAUCAUGCGGGCCGGCCCACUGAGGGCUGACCCUGUAGGGAACACAGGUUCAGGAUUCCCUGCAGAGUCCUAGUGGCCUAGUCAUAGAGCGAGUACGUCUAUUGAUUCACUUGUGCUGUGAUUGUUGGAGUUAGUUUCCUAGUAUCCCCAAAAGCUAGACACCAGGGAACUAAGGCGGGACUUUGCAACAGGACUCUAAAAUCGUGACUGUUCCCACCGAACUGGGGACGUUUGGGAGGCAUAGUAUCUACAAUGAGUCAUCAGGCAAACUGGAAAAUGUUUUGUGAAAAGGAAAGGUGUGGAUACAGGGUUAUGCUGAAAAAAUUUAGCAUUUGUUUUAAAACAAAGCUAAAGAUAUUUGAAUGUAGAGAAAAAAGAAUUACAGCAUGAGCAUGAGCCAUGUACUCAACCAAAAACAUUUGUAUUAUUUUAUUUUUGUAAACUCUAUAAAAAAUGCAGAUGUUAUCACAAUCAUGACAACGGGUGUAUGGAGUGGUGUGGAGGGACAUGGCUGGCCCUAGGGUUAAAGUUAUCCAAGAUACAGCACUGCCUGUGUGAAUUAUUGCAAGACAAGGGACAUCGCAUAAUCCUUAUUUAUUUAUACCUCUAGUAGUGAGAACAUGGAGCAUACAUUGAAAAUUUAAAUUCUGUAAAUAUAUAGAAUUCAAUUGUUUUAGGUAUCUAUGAACAGCAGAAUAUACACACAAACUAGCUGUUUUGCCAUAAUUGAUGUGCUUAUCCCACAUUUCAAAUAAAUGUUACAUAUUUAGUACCUAAUUUUUUUAUAAUGAAACAUGCAUGGUAGUGAAGCGUAAUACAUGUCCAAUGAUGUAUGUUCUGCCAUUGGUUAUAUAAUUGUGUAUUCUAAUGAACUAAAAUUUCUCUUCAAUUUCUCUCUUCAAGUGACCCACAGGCAUUAAAUUUCUUUCUGCAUGGAGGUGGCAGUAAAUCUGUAAGUUAAGCCUUUUUUUUUUCAAUUUAAAUCAUUCAUCGUUUUUUUAAUAAAUGUGAAACUUGUUACCAAAUCAGAUUUGUUUUAGCAUUCUGGCACAUAUUAAACUUUUUUUUUUAAUGUUUCUAAUUUUCUAUAAACAGAAAGAAUACUCUACAUAUAUUUCGAUUAUACAAUCUCCCCCACUACUGCCCCAUCACAACCCUCAUGCAACCAAACCCCCUAUACAUUUACACUACCUACACCUCCUAUCAUCCCAAGGUACCCUCUACAGCCCCUACACCCUCUGAAGCCCCUACCCCCUUCUCUCCCCUGCAGCCACUACCCCCUGCUCUCCCCUGCAGCCAAUAUCCCCUGCUCUCCCCAUCUCCUACACCCUUGCUGCCCUACCCCCUUGCUCCCUGUGCAGCAGCUACCCCCCUGCACCCUCUAUUGCACCUACCACUCUGUUGCCCAUGCACCCUCUGCAGCCACUGGACCCUCUACAGCCCCGACACCCACUACAGCCCCUGCCCCCAGGCAUCCUCUACAGCCCUUAUCCCCAGACACCCUCUACAGCCCCUAUACCCCAUGCACCCACUAUAGCUCCUAUUUCCCUCUGCACCCACUACAGCCUGUCCCUCCUCUGCACCCACUACAGCCUCUAUUCCCCCCAGCACCCUCUACAACCCCGACCCCCAUUCACCCUCUAUAGUCCCUCCCCUCUGCAGCUCCUCCCCCCCUGCACUCUCUACAGCCCCAUGUGCAGCACUGACAGUGUUGCAAAAUGUGCAGCACUGACAUUCAGCAUCUCCACGGUCUGCAUGGAUACGCUGAACGCUAGUCAAAGAGAAUCACUGAUUCAAUUCAUCUCUAUGAGGAGAUGAUGAUUGUCGCAGCAUUGCGUUUUGCCUUGCCUGCACAAUCAUCUUCCAGUGCUUUCCUAUGAUAAAGGUUUUGUUUGACUGAGAUCAUCUAAAUUGAUGAACUUCGCCAAGGAGGUGGAGCAGGGGCAGUGCAGCCAUGAGUUUGGACGGCGCUGGAAUAAAAGUGAGUAAAUCACCUUUUUAAUGGUUGCUUAUAAACGUACAGUGUCAGGAAUACACGUUUGUAUUCCUAACACUAUAGUGUUCCUUCAAGGUGGCUCGUAACAUUUAACACUUUGUUUGUAAUUUAAGACGUAAAAUUUGGAGGCCUGCAUACCUCAUACAAACACAUUGCCAAAAUCCAUAAAUAUAUUGCCAUGCUACACAAACACACAUAAAGUAAACACAACCCUAUUUACAAAACCAAAAACAUGUAUUCAGAUAUACUCUGAAUCCACAUAUCCUGACACUACAUACAAAGACAUACAUAUAUCCACUUACAGCAUUGCUCACAGUGCAUAUACACACAGAAACAUACAUUUACUUUACAUGUACAUACAAUCAAAUACACUUUGCACCUACACCAGCAUAUAUAUUGGUCUGCUGGAGGCCCAGGAGCUAAUUUUGCCUGGUGGCCCAGGCCACUGUCAGUCCAUCCCUGUUGGUAGGUACUAACCAAUGCACACUGGGAACACUCCACAAGACCGUUUUGGAGAUGUUCUGACGCAGUUGUCUAGCCAUCACUAUUUGGCCCUUAGCAGCUUAGUCGAAGUCACUAAGAUCUUUUUGCUUGCCCAUUUUUCCUGCUUCCAACACAUGAAAAACAAGAACCUACUAUUCACAUGCUGCCUAAAGUAUCCAAUCACUUUACAGAUGCCAUUGUAAAGAUAUAAUCAAUGUCAUUCACUUCACUUGUCAGUGGUUUUAAUAUUGUAUAUCAGUGUAUAUACAAAACUGCUUAUUUAAGUCAAAUAUGUUCUGGUACUUGAAGUGUCUCUUUCUUUACUACAUUCAAGCGAAAUUUUCAUUUGUACUCAUUCUUUUUUUCCUCAUUACUUAUUUCAGUUAAAAGUGGGGUAUAUACACUGAACACAAUUAUAAAUACAACACUUUUGUUUUUGCCCCCAUUGUUCAUGAGCUGAACUCAAAGAUCUAAGACUUUUUCUAUGUACAGAAAAGGUCUAUUUCUCUCAAAUAUUGUUCACAAAUCUGUCUAAAAUCUAUGUUAGUGAGCACUUCUCCUUUGCCGAGAUAAUCCAUCCACCUCACAGGUGUGGAAUAUCAAGAUGCUUAUUAGACAGCCUGAUUAUUGCAAAGGUGUGCCUUAGGCUGGCUACAAUAAAAGGCCACUCUAAAAUGUGCAGUUUUAUCACACAGCACAAUGCCACAGAUGUCGCAAGUUGUGAGGGAGUGUGAAAAUUGACAUGCUGACUGUAGGAAUGUCCACCAGAGCUGUUGCCCAUGAAUUGAAUGUUCAUUUCUCUACCAUAAGCCAUCUCCAAAGGCUUUUCAGAGAAUUUGGCAGUACAUCCAACCGGCCUCACAACCUCAGACCACGUGUAACCACACCAGCCCAGGACCUCCACAUCCAGCAUCUUCACCUCCAAGAUCGUCUGAGACCAGCCACCCGGAUAGCUGCUGCAACAAUCGGCUUGCAUAACCAAAGAAUUUCUGCAUAAACUCUCAGAUACUGUCUCAGGGAAGCUCAUCUGCAUGCUCGUCGUCCUCAUUGGGGUAUCAACCUGACAGCAUUUCGUAGUCGUAACCGACUUGAGUGGGAAAAUGCUUACAUUCGAUGGCGUCUGGCACUUUGGAGAGGUGUUCUCUUCACGGAUGAAUCCUGGUUUUCACUGUACAGGGCAGAUGGCAAACAGCGUGUAUGGCGUUGUGUGGGUGAACGGUUUGCUGAUGUCAACGUUGUGGAUCGAGUGGCCCAUGGUUGCGGUGGGGUUAUGGUACGGGCAGGCGUAUGUUAUGGACAAUGAACGCAUGUGCAUUUUAUUGAUGGCAUUUUGAAUACACAGAGAUACCAUGACAAGAUCCUAAGGCAUAUUGUUGUGCCAUUAAUCCACGACCAUCACCUCAUUUUGCAGCAUGAUAAUGCACAGCCCCAUGUUGCAAGGAUCUGUACACAAAUCCACAUAUGUCACCCAUUGAGCUUGUUUGGGAUGCUCUGGAUCUGUGUAUACAACAGCGUUUCCCAGGUCCUGCCAAUAUCCAGCAACUUUGCACAACCAUUGAAGUGGAGUGGACCAACAUUCCACAGGCCACAAUCAACAACCUGAUUCGCUUUAUGCAAAGGAGAUGUGUUGCACUGCGUGAGGCAAAUGGUGGCCACACCAGAUACUGACUGAUUUUCGGACCCCCCCGGCGCUCCCCAAUACAGUAAAACUGCACAUUUUAGAGUGGGCCUUUUAUUGUGGCCAAUCUAUGGCACACCUGUGCAAUAAUCAUGCUGUCUAAUCAGCAUCUUUAUAUGCCACACCUGUGAGGUGGAUGGAUUAUCUCGGCAAAGGAGAAGUGCCACUAAAACAGACUUAGACAGAUUUGUGAACAAUAUUUGAGAGAAAUAGGCCUUUUGUGUACAUAGAAAAGUCUUAGAUCUUUGAGUUCAGCUCAUGAAAAAUGGGGGCAAAAACAAAAGUGAUGCGUUUAUAAUUUUGUUCAGUGUAUUUAAUUCAUUCUUAUCUCGCACUUUGCAGGCUGAAGAUGAAUUAAUGAAUGCAGAUUUUUCAUCACCCAACUCAAAUUCCAUAUUUGCCCAUAUUACUGUAAGUAUCAUUACAAGAAACUUUUUUAUUCAAUUAAAAAUUAUCUUUAGUAGGCAUUUUAAGGCAUGUCUCCUGCAAAUAGCAAAUGGAGCCCUGUGAAUCAUUGACCUCAGUCUAUUAACUGCUGCUUGGGUACUGCCUGGGUAUACCUUUCUCACAGUGACAGAGAGUUAGUACGCCAGGGGACUAACUUCUGGGUUAAACCAUUGGUUAACCUCUGAAGGUAAGAUGGCGCUUAGACACUCCUGUUGCUUAAUUUUUUAUGAGGGUGGGAGUUUUCCUUUAAUGCCAAUGGCAGAGGACCUAAAAAAUAUAUUGUUAUUCCAUAUAGUAACUGCAUGUACUCUGUCUUAAAUAAGUAAAAUAAAAUGUUUUUAUUAAUACCUCUGUUAAUAUGUGAUAUUGUGUUGUGUCCCCACCCUCACAUUUUUAUUCGAUAGAAGGUGCUGACAUUAAGCACAAUUUGGUAGCAGCAAACCUAUUAAAUUAAAUAUUUAGUAGAAUAAUAUCUGUAACUAUUGUUAAGUCUUAUAAGAUUUCUAAAAGUCAGCCUAACAAAUCUUAUUAACAUUAUAUUUUUUAGCAUGCAGAUCCUAAAUCAUCCAUCAAAAGUACUCACAAUCCCAUGGGGGAAGGAUCCAAUGAUGGAUUACAGUUGUCAAGUAGCUUGCAGUUUCUUGAAGAUGAACUUGAAUCUUCAUCUAUGCCCGAUCUCAGUGAAGACAUUCUUCAAAAAUCACUGGAAGAGGCCAAUAUUACAGAACAAAUUUUGGCAGAAGAAGCAUACUUGGAUGCCAGUGUAGGAUCUGGCCCACAGUUUUCAAAUGUUUCAAUUCAUUCACACUCAUCAGCAUCUUUUACUCAGGCGACUAAUGUCCCUAAUUACUCAGGUCAAUCAUUGCAUUCAGUAGGAGUGACCCAUGUGCCUCUAGUACAGCAACAAGUAGGCACAUCGUUUGCAAGCAAUACAGUAGGUGUGCAACAUGGAUUUAUGCAACAAGUGGGGAUCAUUCCUAACCAGCAUAUGUCUAAUAGUAAUCAUAGUGGUUCUGGACAGAUCCACGUAAUUAGCUCUAUUAAUAACCAGUCGCCAGUUAUGACUAUUAAUAACCUUGACGGAUCACACAUUAUACUGAAAAGCGGACAGCAAGCAUCUGCCAACGCAGGACUCAUGGUUCAUAGGCAGACUCCCAAUGGCAAUGCAAUGUUUGGAAGUCCAAAUGCAAGCCCAGGAGGGCAAUCAGUUGCUGUUCCAUUCAACAGUGGCAACUUUCACACAUCUUUACCUGUCCAUAAUAUUAUUAUCCAUAGAGGAUCAACACCAAAUACCCAUAAGGCCCACAUUAACAUUCAGCCAAAGCCUAUGCAGAUCGGACAACAGACUACAUACAAUGUGCAUCAAAUAGGCGUACAACAACAUCAUGUCCAUCAAGGGGUGCCUUUCGCUUCUGGAAACCCUCCUCAAAGUUCAGUUGGCCAGCAAAUGGCUGUUAAUCAACAGGGCCCUCGGAACCAAGUUGGUCAACAUCCUGGAGGUAGCAUUGUUAUUCAUUCUUCUAUGGGGCAAUCACCUGGACAUCCAAACCAGUUUGUCAUUCCUACAGGCCUCUCUGUGAAUUCUGGUUCAGUCCAGCACAUCCAGACCAUUAAUAAUCCACUGGUUCAGUCCCAUCUCAAUUCUCGUCAACUCCCGGCAGAUCAUUUAAUGUUGAACAGAAAUACAGCCAGUAUGGUUAGACAUAAUCAACCAUACUCAGGGCAAAUGGUAAAUAACCAAGGCACAGCUGUGCAGCUUGUGCCUGGUCAGACUUUUACUGGACCUGGAGGCCAGGUUAUUUUAAACCAUGGACAAAUGUCACAAAUAUCACCUACAGUUUUACAUUUGUCCCCUGGUCAAAGUAGUACUGCUCAGACUAGGUCGACCUAUACAUCUGUACCCCACAGUGGCACUAGCAUGUCUGUCCCCAAUCGUUUCACUGUUGUAAGUUCCAACACAGUACUUCAGAAUAUGGGACCAUCUUAUCAGACUUCUGCCAGAGAUGAACAAUUUGUCGGCGAUCAACAUCAAAACAGAACCCAUUCUGCAAUGAAUGAAUCUCAUGUUACGGUUACCAGUGCUAAAUCCACCAACGUCUUCUGUACCACUACAGGCUCCCAGCAGACAUACACCUGCAGCCAGGUAUUUAAAACAAAGCUAUGAUUAUUUGUAUUUAGAUAUGUUUUCAUGUUGUUGUUUUUUUUUUGCUAUACAAAAUAAAAAUAAUACCAUUAGAACAUACAAUUUGGAUAUAUCAAAUAUUUUCUACUUGUCAUAGGUUCACAAUAAAGUUAUGAACCAUCAAUCCCAUGUGUCAUCAAUGAAAAACCAGGAUGGACUGCGACAACCACAUAUGCCGGGUAUUCUUACUAAAUCUCUUUUACAGGAUAUACUAAAUGUACUAAUCUAUAAAGAAUUUAACCAUUUCACUGUGUAUUUAUGUUAACUAACACACUAGUUAUAAAUAGUUUCUCAAGUUACAAAUUUAGGUCAGGUAAAAACCAGAAUGAUUCAAGACACCAACUGCUCUUAAUCUGUCCUGGUAACUUUGUUAUAUGCAUCUAACUGUUUAAUAAAAAAUAUAUUCCAAAAAAUAUUUCAGUUAAUACAGCACUCACAUGCAUAAAAAUAUGCAUCAGAAAAAAAGAGAAUUACUGUGUAAAUAUGCAAGAGUUAAUUUAUUGUACACUAGAUACAUCAAAUUCAUAAAAAUAGAAAUAUACAAAUUGAUGAUCUCUCCAUGAAUUCAUCUAUGAUACAUGUGACAAAAUUUCAUAAUAUAUACAUCCCAGACUAUUUACAACUAUAUACAGUCCAUGAACACCAUAUGCAUGAAGCUGAAAGUUCAUAAAUAUUCAAGUGGAUCCACCACUAGAUUGCUGUUCAGUUUAAAAAAGCAAAAAACUAAAAUAAAGAAAAAAAGUGAAAAAGGAAAAAUGACAAAAAAAAUGAAAAAACUGAAAAGUUCAAAGGACUGCAAAAAGUGCACUGAUUAUAUGAUGAAAAAAUGGUUGGAUCUCACCACAGAUUAUGCAUUUUUUCAUCAUAUAAUCAGCACACUUUUUGCAGUCCUUUGAACUUUUCAGUUUUUUCCUUUUUUGUUAUUUUUUCCUUUUUUCUUUCCUUUUUUCUUCAUUUCCCCCCCCUUUUUUUUCUUUUUUAAACUGAAUAGCAAUCUAGUGGUGGAUCCACCUGAAUAUUUAUGAACUUUCAGCUUCAUGCAUAUGGUGUUCAUGGACUGUAUAUAGUUAUAAAUAGUCUGGGAUGUAUAUAUUAUGAAAAUAUGUCACAUGUAUCAUAGAUGAGAUCAACAAUUUGUAUAUUUGGCGACAGUGGUCUUUUUUUCUAUUUUUAUGAAUUUGAUGUAUCUAAUGUACAAUAAAUGAACUUUUGCAUAUUUACACAGUGAUUCUAUUUUUUUCUGAUGCAUAUUUUUAUGCAUGUGAGUGUGGUAUUAACUGAAAUAUUUUUUUGUAUAUAUAAUUGAGGUCCUUUUGGGGAAUACCUGCACCAUUACGUAAUUUAAUGCUAACACAUUCAACACUGAAUUUAAUAAAUAUAUACAAUUAUGUAUUUUUUUUAUCUUGCAGGACACAACUCUGGAAGUAAGCAAUUACAUGAGUCUCUGACUCAACAACAAGAACAACUACUAGGAUCCCCACUGCAAAAUAUGGAGGUUAGAACUUUUGAGACUGUAAUGUUUCAUAUGUUGAUAUUCAUAAACACUCAUCAAAUCUAAUUUACUAAUUGUUUUUUAAGACACGGAGAUAAAUCAUUUAAAAUAUUUUUAAAAAAGUAACAAAAGAAAAAAAUAAAUUCCUUUUUGCAGCAAAUUCAUAGACUUGAGUCUCUCAAGUGAGGUCUGUUGUAACCAGGAGCUGCCUGAGAUCUUUCAUUCAGUCUCUGGUUUGCAAUUAAUUUAAAGUGUGCAUGAAAACAUGUGCAUGUAUGCAAUAAUACCUCGGGCAAAUGAAUGACAAGGACUUUUUGCAGCAUUUCUUCAGUUGGUAAAAAAUAAUGCAUUAUGAAUUUGAUGGAAGAUGCCAGUCUAUCCUAUUAGAUUGUGCAAGCAAAUGUUUUAUGAAGAAAACACUACAUGCUCUUAAAUACUAUGGCAUUAUUUCCCAUUAGAGGGGAACUGUGUUGGAUAGGUUUUAUUUUCAUAUUGUUCUGUUUGGAGAAUGUUUACAGCCCAGUUGGGUACAGGAAUAAUUUCUGUAUUUAUUUCAAUGCGGCAUAUGUAGUAUGUUGCAGAGUCUCAACACUCUGUAUUGGUAUUGAGGGACCUAGAGUUGAAGCCGUGGCACAUUUUGUAAAGUGCUGCCGAAUAGGUUAGUGCUGUAUGAAUGCUCAUAAUAAUAAUAAUACUUUUUGUCAGCAAUCAUGCAAAAAAUCUGGCAAAUCCACAUUCAGUCAGUUGUGUGGUUGCAAGCCAACUGUGUGGAGUGUUCUUUUCUAAAUAUAUAACGAAAAUAAUUUUAAACAACAUUAACUAAUUGGUUGCAAAAUGCAGUUGUAGAAAAGUUGCCAAAAUGGCUGACUAGAAAAAAGCAAGCAAUUUAAAAAAAAGAAAAACACGGGGAACAUACAUUAAGAAGUGUCUGUGUAACAGUGAUAUAAUACUCAAGAAUCCUGGAUGAGGCUAUAUGUUGAAAUGUAUAAAUAAGGAGAAUAAACUAUUGGUUGAUGCUUUAUUCUUCUAUUAACUACUUAGGUACCACAUGAUGGUCGAUGCCGUCCUGGAGUACAGGGCUUUAACGUCCGUUGACGGCAUUGACUGUCAUGCAUUAAAAGUACCAGCAGAGUUAAAUCUUGCCGGAACCAGGGAGCACCAGGUAUUAGUGGAUAUGUAAGGGUCCCCUCUGUCAGCUGGAACCACAGCUAAAGGCCCUAGACUGAUAGAUCCUAGAUGAGCUAUGUGCAGCACUCAAAGUAAAUAACACUUGAAAUCACAUUAGGGGUAAGAUUAGGUGCAAAGGUAUACAUCAUUGUAAUAAAGAACAAUAGAAUGCAAAUUUGGAGUCUUUACUGUAGUAGGCCCACACACGUGGUUUGUGAUAUCCCCCGAAAUAAAACAAAUGUGACAAAAAAACGAAAUAGAACUAACAAAUAUGACCACGGUUUGUGAUAAAAUGGUUAAAGUAAAAGUGUCAAAAUGGUCAUAGUUAACUAGCCUAGGGAUACACAUUUUUGUGUAGAGAUUCUGGAUUCUGUGACCACUAUUAAAGUUGUAAUUUCAGCAUGACAAAUUUUGUAAAGUUUACACAUUAAAACCAUAAUUGCACUCCUUGCAAUAUUUAAUUUAUAUCUUCUACAGAUUAAUUGAAAUCAUACAUAUUGGGCAGUACAAUAAAACGAAACAUAGAAUGUGACGGCAGAUAAGAACCAUUCGACCCAUCUCGUCUGCCCAAUUUUCUAAAUACUUUCAUUAGUCCCUAGUCUUAUCUUAUAGUUAGGAUAGCCUUAUGCCUAUCCCACGCAUGCUUAAACUCCUUUACUGUGUUAACCUCUACCACUUCAGCUGGAAGGCUAUUCCAUGCAUCCACUACCCUCUCAGUAAAGUAAUACUUCCUGAUAUUAUUUUUAAACCUUUGUCCCUCUAAUUUAAGACUAUGUCCUCUUGUUGUGGUAGUUUUUCUUCUUUUAAAUAUAGUCUCCUCCUUUACUGUGUUGAUUCCCUUUAUAUAUUUAAAUGUUUCUAUCAUAUCCCCCCUGUCUCGUCUUUCCUCCAAGCUAUACAUGUUAAGAUCCUUUAACCUUUCCUGGUUAGUUUUAUCCCGCAAUCCAUGAACCAGUUUAGUAGCCCUUCUCUGAACCCUCUCUAAGGUAUCAAUAUCCUUCUGAAGAUACGGUCUCCAGUACUGAGUACAAUACUCCAAGUGAGGUUUCACCAGUGUUCUAUACAAUGGCAUGAGCACUUCCCUCUUUCUACUGCUAAUACCUCUCCCUAUACAACCAAGCAUUCUGCUAGCAUUUCCUGCUGCUCUAUUACAUUGUCUGCCUACCUUUAAGUCAUCGCGAAUUCAUAAAUAUACAUAUAAGAGAAAAAAUAUAAACAUGGCAGCCACAAUGGGCAUUUUAUCCAUCUGCAUGGAGAACAAUUAUAUAACAUGUAAAUAACCUUGUAGCAAGUACAAUAAAAGCUCUUACACCUCAAUGAUUAUAGAUGUUAUUUGCAUGAUGAGAUAUAUGGACAGUUUAUUCAUAUUUGUUUUUCCUGUAAUAGGUUGAUGUGAAGCCAGGAUUACUGAAGAGACCAGCAUCCAGACAGCUUACAAAGGAAACUUUGUGAGUUUUUCUUGGCAGUGAUUAUAAUAGCAAACACAAGUAGUUUUAACCAUUGGGUCAGGAGACUAAAAUGGGUUCUCGUGUCAUACCAGUGGGUGGUAUGGGUCUGAGCAGAGGAGUGUUUCACGGUUCCAUUCUCUUUAAUCAGUUUAUUAAUUACCUUGAAGUAAACAGAAAGUCACAUCUUCGUAUUUGCAAACUAGGGAAUAAUCUGUAAUGUCAGUCAGCUGUUGCAAAGGCCAGUAAGGUUUGUCAGGAAUAAAGAGGGGUAUUAAUUUGUGUUUAUAAAAGUUUGACAUGUAUUUAUGACUUAUUUACUUUAAAUAAAUGCAUCUAAGAAAGGAUAUGAUAACAUCAUAUAAACAUAUUUCGAGAGCACAGCAUGGCUCUCAGGUGCUCUGUUUAUUAAUAGGGCAAAUAACAAGAGGUCAUCCACUGAGAAUUUAAGAAAUUAGAUUUCACCACAGUCAGAGGAAUUAAUCUUUACAAUAAGACCAAUAAAAAUUUAGAAUUCUCUAGAAAGAAUAUUUUAUCAGGUCUAGUAGAUAUUGUUAAAAAAGAAAGAUCUGGAUGCUUCACGGCAAAUAUAUAUGUUUACAUAGCAGGGUUAAUUAACCCUCUAGUGGCUGACUUCCUGACAACUGCUAGAGGCGCUUCUGCGAUGCUGGAUGCGAAAUAGGCAUCCAGCGUGCAGAACGUCCAUAGGAAAGCAUUGAGAAAUGCUUUCCUAUGGACUGUUAGAAUGCGCGUGCGCGGCUCUUGCCGCCCAUGCCAAUUCCGCUCUACUCAGGAGCUGACGUCGGCAGGGCAGGAGAGGUCACCAGCGCCGAGGGAGCCUGGCGCUGGAUUAAGCUAAGCGGCUGAAAGGGUUUUAACCUGACACUAUGUCAUCCUUGGGGGACCCUCACCCUCAGGGUCCCCUUCAGCCCCAUGGCAGGGGGACCCUGAGGGUUAGGGUCCCCAAGGAUGACAUAGUGUCAGGAAAACGGGUUUGUUUUCCUUACACUAUAGCGAUCCUUUAAUGAUAUUACACUUGAAGAAUAAAGAAUUGUUCACUGAGCUUUCUUUUUGAAGAAUGGAUUGCUUAGUUAAAUCUUACCCAUAAUUUCAUAAUAUUAUAACUAAAGAAUAUUAUAAGCAUACAUUUCUAACCUUCUAAAUUUAAAUAACUUUCUCAUUGCAGAAUUCUUCAGCAGUUGCGCAAGGACCAAGAGCAGUGUGUACUGCCUAAUAAAUCUCAAUUCCAGUCAUUAAAUGAUGCUAUUCAGAGACUUCUUCCAUAUCACGUAUUCCAAGGAUCACUGCCAACUGAAGAAGACUUGAAAACAGGUAUUGGUGUAGUGGCAUCUAAAUUUAGAGUUUUAGUGGCCAGUGAAACAUUUCUUUCUUUUUAGCAUACAAUAUUUUGUACGUGUGUUUUAAUAUUUCCAAACCCAUUACAUGAUUGAAAAAUAACAGACUUUUUUCAAGAUAUAUUUAAUGAUUCACUUCAUCACUAUUUUUUUUUUUCAGUGGAUGAUGAGUUUGAGGCUGUGGCUACUCAUCUGUUGAAAAAGACUCAGGCAAUGCUUAAUAAGUACCGCCUGCUGCUUUUGGAAGAUGCUAUGGUGCGUAUUAACAAAAUAACUAUUGUUAUGGUUUAUUUUCACUUUUUUUAUUUGCUGCGUUGGAAAAUAGGAAAUUCAUAAUUAGAAAUAGCAUGUGCUCCCAUUGUUAUGAUUUCUUAAACAUUAUUAUUUUAUUACUAUAUAACAAUUGUGCCCAGAUAUGUAGAGCUACAGUUCUCAAAUUAUACUGUGAUAUUGACAGGAGCACUGGGGUUUAGUGACUGAGACAUUUUCACUGCCGCACAAUGACCUUAUAGUUAUUGUUUGUCAUCUGUUUACUAAAAAUUAAAUAGAAAUGAAAAACAGCUUGCAAUAUAUAUGAUCUUUAAAAAAUUCUCCAGCUCAAGUUCUCCGACCUAAACUUUGCAGAUAAAUUGCACUGAUAAUAUUUUACAAUAAGGAUGAUAAUGUCUGGAUCCAGGUAAAAGUGCACUUAUCCAUCAAAAGAAAUUAUUGACAUUUGGUAGCAGAGCAUUGAGAAAAUAUAUUGUGUUAAAUUUUGAAUGAUUAAGCAGCUUUUAAGAUAAUGUAAUCAUUACUUUAUAUUUAUAUUAUCUGUCUUUUAGGCAAAUAAUUCACAAUAGUAUGUGCUCUUGAGUCUAUAUAGUGCUCUUGACUUCUUCCUGGUUUGAUUGCUCUACUUUAGAACUUAUUUAACUCUGAUUCAAAAGUUAGGGAAUAGAUCAUCUAAGUGGUUUAAUUGCAAGGAAUCUUGGGUGCAGUCGUGAUGUUUUUUUUAUCAAACCAUUUUCAAAUAUUUUUUUUUUUUUUUUUACAAAACUGGGUCUAUUUCCGUAAUCACAGCCUACCCCCUCUGCUGCCACCAAAAUAAAGAGGAAUUGCACUAUUCUCCAGAGUCUAGACAGUUUUGCUGGCCCAAUGCUCACAAGUUAUCGUUGACAAUCAAAUUUGGACAGAUAUUGAAAAAAUUUAACUUCCAAUUAUCUUCCCAGCAAACCUGUAGGGUGUAGCUUUGGGUGCCAAGGAAAAGCUAUUCAAUUCUUAAACCACUAGAAAACAGUUUGACAAAAAGCAGAAGGGCUGCAACCACAGACUCCUUGCAUCACAUGAACACAGAAAGCUGUAAUGGUUUUGGAGCUUUGCAUGCCCUUAUAAACAGAUCUGUUCCAAGGAUUUUCAAACACAAAUUAUUCCAAGAUAGGUAAUUAGUAAUGGAGUAAAAGAAUAACUGAGCAGCUAUUUGCUGCAAGAUAAAUGAUUGUUUGUAUUUUAUGCAUUUAAAUGACAUGUUUUAGGCAUCAGGUACACUUUAACUAGGGCACACCGAUAAGUAGCAUUUAUUUAAUUCCCCUUGUAAAUCUUUAUUGAUGAUUUUGCUCUAUUUCAUAUUAGCGGAUAAAUCCUUCUGCAGAGAUGGUGAUGUUAGAUCGAAUUUUUAACCAAGAAGAAAGAGCUGCUCUGACACGGGAAAAAAGAAUGUCUCUUGUUGACCCAGGUGAAUUAAACAGUAAAUUAAAAUAAUGUGAGACUGCGUACUUGUUUCAUUGUAUGUUAUAUUGGUGAGUUCUUUCAUAUCGGUUUACUUUAUUUGCAGAUGGCUUCCUGACAGAGUUUUGUUGUGCCUCCAAACAUCAGGUGGAUUCUGUUGAGGAAAAAGAGUAUUGUGAUCAUACUGUGGAAAGAAACAAACAAUUGAUUAAUACCAGUUCGAUAACUGAUAUUCAGAAAGGCAAAACAGAUUUAACAGAACCCAAAAAUCAUGAGAAGAUUUGCGUAGUGCCUGAUAUCAAUGUAACAUCUUGUAACAUUAAUGUUUCUUCUGUGAACAGUGUAGACCUUAAUAAAGAUGCUCAGAAGAAGACAGGUGAUCUUCUAAGGAAGAAACAAUCUAACAUGUCUAGAACAAAACUUGAGGAUAAUACUGAGUCCAGUGUUUGUCCUUCACAACCUGGAAUCAUUUGUAAAACAUCAAAGCAAGCAACAAACACCCAAACCUCCUGUGCAGUGGAAUCGAAGGAGGAUAUAACAGAGGUAAAAUCCCUUCGGGAUAAGUCUCCAUGGCCUUCUCCAGAAAGUGGAGGUGAGUCUAAGGAUUCGCCUAGAAGUCCUGGUAAACGUUUCAAAGGUUUGAAUGAGACUUUAAAAGCAACAGUAAAAAAUGCUCUGGAACUGAAAUUAGGUGAAAAGCACUUACAAAAAGAGGUCAGUAGUAGCAGUUCUGCAAAGGGUUCCCCCACCACAACAGAAGAAUCCUGUGCCGGCAAUGCAAUUUCAGAUUCAGAUUCUAGAGAAGGUACAGUGGAAACUGAUUCUGUUUUGGAAGCAGCUGUAAAUAGCAUACUAGAAUGCUAGAGGACCUUUUCACAUUCUUCUGCGGGAAGCAUAUGAUACGUAGCUUGAGAGCAAUAGUAAGAAGAGAAACCUAGCAAGAGGAAUUUCUGCAAACAACAACCUGCUAGAGCUGAGAAGCUCUAGAAGUUGGGAGCAUACCUGCCAUAGACAAUCAGGAUGAAUCUGGAGAAACAGAUGUUUUUUAAUUACAUGUGGAUUAAAACCGAGUUCAUUCAAUGUAAUUUUUUCCUGUAAACAUGCAAUCUUCCCUGAAACACCAUCUACAAAUGUCAGCACAUUGAAAAAUACAUGAUGCCACUUUCACAAUAAUAUGCCUUUUGGAGAUAAAAUGUAAACUUCUCCUUAAAAUCAAUUUUAGAUAUUUUUAAAUUUUAUUUAUAAAACACUGAUUCUAAUGAGAUUUUUGCUUAUUAAAGGGACACUGUAGCACCAUAACCACUUCAACUGAUUGAAGUUCCCAGAUGCCAGAUCCCACAGCACUGUUACAUGGUUUACCUACCAUUUAGCAGAGAUGUUUGGUUCUUUGCAGCCUGUCACAACGGCCACCACUGAAAGUAGGACAAAGGUGGAGUAAUGCUCUGCUUCAUGCCACAAAUUCAUACCAGGGAUUGCUGACAGCAAUAUGCUGUUGACUGUCAGUUGACAUUCUCAGCCUUUCACCUCCCACUACCCCUGGUAUGGUAUGAGGAAGUAUCAUCAUGGAGAGCAGGUUGCUGGAGACCAAGCAUCUCUGCUAUUCGGUAAGUAAAGCAUUUGAUAGUGAUGCAAGAUCUUGUGCUGCAAUCUCUAGGCUCCAUAACCACUUUAAUCAGUUAAAGUGAUUAUACUGCCUGCAGUGCCCUUUAAUUCAAAUACUGAGCCAAGCAUGCAGAAUCCAUGCUAAAACAUGUUAAUGAAAGCAGCAGCAUUUCUUAAUAUGGAAACAUCUUUACUAUGUGCAAAAUGUGCUUCUAAUUCAUAACUGUAUUUGCUAGCAAUACGAGACAUUUGAUCAGCUUUUUAUGUUUGGAGAGAUUGCACCUUAUACUAACAUGUAAUGCUAUUAUGAGGAAAUAGUUUUGAUGAUCAAAGACUCCAUGUGCAGUUUACACAUACCAUUAAAUGUGCUUCUCUUGUUAUCAGAUGUAAACGUCAAAUUCAUUGCUUGAUUUUCUAGUAGUGAUAUUGUAAGCAAUACUUAGAAGAAACAAGACAUAAUAAUGUAUCUGAUAAAACAUAUAAACUUUGCUGCACAGUCAGACUUACAUGCAGGAGUGUAAAGUGCAGCAAUUUGGUCGGGUCCUGAUUAUGAGUGGGAGCCUGCCUGGUUGAAAGCAGCAGAGAGCAAUUUUCCUUCCCAUAUGUUGUGGAGUGAGCCAACCAACUGGUUUUUAGUGCCUUCAUUUCUUCUCUCACUUCAUAGAUGGGCAUUGUCGGUGACAGUCAGACUACACCACAACUGAGAAAUAAGACCUUUAAAGAAAGCUGUGGGGUUUAUUCACUAAACAGUGAUUUGUAGUGAUUUGAGAAUUGGCUUGCACAAUUCAAGUCCAAAUAUCUGAAUAGAUAUUAGAAAAUAUCUAGUUAUUUCCAUAAUUUUCCAUUGUUCAUGGUUGAUGUAGUUAUAGUUAGCUUUAAAAAAACAAAAACAUUUUGCCUGGUAUUUACUCAUUAAAAAAAUACAUUUAAUUUGACAUUUUUUGUCAGAUUCUAAUUACAUUAAAUUUAGUUCUGAACUUACUCUGAACGGCAUAUAUAAAUCACUUUAUUAUAAAGUUAAUGGCUACAGGUAUUGAACAGGAUAUGAUCUGAUCUAACUGUAAAUAUUAUUUACUUUAAAAGGACACUCCACUGCCAAACCCCCUCCCCCCAAAAAAAUGAUGUUUAGUAUAUAUAUUCCAAAUGAAAACAUGCAUGCUUUUAAUUAUGCAUUUGUUCAACUGGGGGUAUAUCUAACAACAGCUUGCAAAAGAUGCAGUUCUUUUGUCUGCCACCUUUGCAAGCUCUCCCCUUCUAACAUAGCCCAGACUCUCUGUGGGUGUCACAGACUUCACAAUGCAGAACAAUGAGACGUUUUUGCAAGCAGUUGCUCUAAACAAUUGCUGUCUCUCGAGUUUAUCUCCACUGAGUUAAACAACAGGAAGUAAAAGGACAUGUCUGAUUGACAGCCAGGUGGGUGUAACAAUGUUAAUUUAUAAAAAGUGAGAAUUUCUCUUAAAAUGUGCACUUUUUGUAAAAUGAAAAAAAGAGUAAACUCUCUCCACACAUAAAGCAUUUCAGCAAGCUAAAGUGCUUUGGGGUCAGGAGUGUCUCCUUAAUAGCCAUGCAUAGUGAAUUGGAUAUAAUACAUGUCUCGCUCCACCAAUUUAGUUUGUUUUAAAACAUAUUAUUCCUACUCAUUAAAUGUAUGUAUUAGAACAAGAAAGUUAAGUUGGUUGGAAGGGUAACCAGGGCAGUCUCUAUUUCCUAACCUAGUAAUGAUAGCAAUAUUAUUGGCAACUAAUCUGUAUUUAAACAUAAACAUUAGAUUCUAGCCAUUUGGGGUCUUCAUAUGAACCUACAGUGUAGUCUAGGUCAUUUUAAGACAUUUACAUCCCAUUGCAAUUCUAAAUGGCUGCUGCCUAUAUGAUCUUCUCUUAGGACUUUUACAACCCAUUUCAAUUCUAAAUAACUGCUGCCCUUCUGAUAUACUCUACAUGUGACGGUUAGCAUUGGAUAUAAUAGUUAUAUAUCAAUAUCUCUUUGAUUCAUCUCUUGAAGUAGAUUUCUCAAGAUUUGUACCAAAGAUAUACUGGUAAGCAUGAGUAAGCAAAAUUAGUUAAAUCUCCAAAACAAUUAUAUUACAUACUCCAAAACCAAAGUAACCAGCAGUUCCUUUUUCAGUUGCUAGAUUAUUAAUUACUGAAUCAAAUGUUAUUCCUGAACAUUAGAUUGUUUUUCCAUUAUCAGAUUGUAUAUAUUUAUUUUCUCUUCCUUACCAUCACUAAUGAAAGUAUGUUUCUUUAAGAAUAAAAGGGACAAGGAGAUUAAUGCAUUUUUAUACUCUUGAUAAAGGAGAGGGAAAAAAAAUCUUUCUAUUAUUUAAUGAAAAUAAAAACAAUAUAUAAAUGGUACUAAUAACAUUUCAUAUACUUAGCCAUUGGUUAUAGGUUGUGUUUUUAUUUUUGUGUUUACCAACAUCUCGUUGUAAAAUGUUAACCAUUUUAGUGCCAAACUUUAAAAAAGUUUCCCUUUAAAUGGCAUGCUUCAACUGUCCAGGUCAUAGCAAUGCUAUAAUGGUAUUGUAACCAUAAGGGCACAAAGUCAUUACAGUACCAUUUAUAAAGGCAGGUGUCAUUGCAGUUUGGUGUACAGAAGUAAUUAACCCUGUGUUCUUAAAGUUGGCAAACAUAGGGUUAAAACCAGUGUGUCUUAUUUUUACUGAAACCUUUUUUAGUAAUUGAGGAUACCCAGCAAAGAGUUUUACAUUGAAGGAAAUGUACUAAGUAGUGGCAAAACUCCACAGUGAAAAGGUUCUGUACUGGAGUCUCCAACUUUCACCUGAGGUUGCUGUACUAAAUUUUCUGCAAUUCUAUCAGCCUUACUCACUAUAGUGAGAAUUGCCAGGAAGCAAAGUGAAUUUCUAAAUUUAGGCCAAAAUCGUUGAAUUAGAAAAAUUCUACAAGUCAGUUCAGUUUGAAUUCCUGGAAAUACUCACUUUAGUGAAAGAGCUGGUAUGGAAAGUACUCUAACAACAGGUGGAAGACCUAAUUCCUAUUCCUUUGCUGUUCUAUGAAAGUUUCUUUGUAAAGCUAAACAGUAUGCAAUAUAGACACUUGGGGGAUUUAAAACUACUUUGUUAAUCUCUCCUUUCCAUUAUAGGCAAUGAUUAAAGUGGAACUGUUACACCUGACACCUUUACUUGACAAGAUAAUUUAUUUAGUUUUAAUUUGAAUUCAAUGCUGGGCUAUUCUGGCACAAUUAAAGCAGACCAAGUAAAUUCUUUUAACCCCAACUGUCCACAGGUAUGACACCAUGGAAGGAAUGCCCAAGUGCCAUGUGCUAAUGCGGUAUUUCCAAUGCACAUGAUCCUGCCUAGAGAAUCACAGGAACAUGACACGGCCCUGGUCACAGAAUUGCUGUGGAAUGGAGUGUGUUUUCUCUUGCCAUCACUGCACUAUUUACCCCAGAAAAAGACUUCAACCAUGUUUAAAGGGACACUAUAGGCACCCAGGCCACUCAUCUCAUUGAAGUGGUCUGGGUGGAGUGUCGCUGUCCCUUUUGUUCUGCGAUGUAAAAUAUUACCGUUUCAGAAAAACUGCAAUGUUUACAUUGCAGGGUUAAGACUGCCUCUAGUGGCUGUCUACCAGACAGUCGCUAGAGGCGCUUUCUACAGGACACUGGAUAUCCUCAUGCUUUGAUGACGUCCAGAGUCAUCUAAAUAGCCAUCGGAAAGCAUUGAUUCAAUGCUUUCAUAACGGGAAGGCCAUGCAUGUGGGGGCAGAGGGACACUAUAGUGUUAGGAAUACAGUUUUUUAUUCCUAACACUAUAGUUUACUUUCAAACUGAUGAAGGAAUGAUAACUGUCACUUAAAGGCAUGACAAUUCCACGUUAAUGAUUUCAAAUUUAAUGUGCUAGUCAGGACAGACAUGUCAUCAAAUUAAUUUGUUGUACUUUGUAUUCGUUUUUUUCAUAAGUUACUUUUUAUUAGUUAUUUAUUUGGAAGAUUUCUUUCUAAAUCUUUAAUGUUAUAACUAUGGAAAUUAUACUAUACAUAACAAAACACCAUUUAAAUCAUUUAGGAAAAGAAAUCUGAGGUUUAUUCUCUUCAAAUAAAAAUGAUAAUAUUCAGUAACAGUACAAUCAUGUUUCCAUGAAGAUUAUGUGCAAAUUUCUACUGUUCCCUGAGCUUUUUCUUGCCCAAAACUUCAGAAUGCAAAGCAACACUUAUUCUGUUUGUUAAAAUAAGUACAUCCUUUUCUGAUGGCACUACGCCACCUACACAGCAUUUACCAAGUGAGUGCAGAGCUUAACAAGCAGUGAUGGACAACUUUUCAAACGGCAGCUGCUCUAUUUUCCAUAAUGCAAAACUAUUAUUCUAUGGAAAUGCUGAGGUAAUAUUUAGCCAUCACUGGCUUACACGGCAGGCUUUCAGAACUGUGCAGCAAACCUAAAAUAGGCAGAAAACCAGCUAUAAAGCAAGCUAUCUUGUCCUUUUUAAUAUCAACGGUAACAUUACAUUUUUGGUGAAAUUUCCAAUGAGUCCAACAACAAUUUUAAAACUUUGUUAUUUCCACUUCAGUUUAUGAUUCUUCUAACAAAUUGCAUGUAUCAUUAUUUGUCCACUACAUACUCACAACAAAUACUAUUUAGGUGUCAGAGAGUCCCUAUAAUAAUAAUGCAUAUACUUAUAUGCAUGUGUCCUAUGUAGCAGUCGUAAUGUAUGAGAUAGUUUGUUUUGUGUGACUUUGAUUUCGUGUCUUCAGUGCAGUUGUAAAAGUAAAUCUAGGUGAUAUGCUCCAUUAAACACUUACAUUUAUUUUAAUCUCAUAGACAACCAUAUAUGUUCUGUCAAAUUAACCGCAAUUGUAAACAGGACCAUUUUCUGUCAGUUUAUUGCUCUUUAUGUUAUCUGUGCUGAGUUGUUGAUAUAGAUCAGGCAUAGGCAACAUCUGCCAUUCCAAAUAACAAGGAUGACAUUUUCUACCAUGUUCUGCCCACCAAAAUGCAGGGCAUCGUGGGAGAUGCAGUUCAGUACUUGGAAUAUCAGAUGUUCUGUAUCCUUAAUGCAGGCAUUGCCAAUUACUCCAUAUUACUCCAUAUUACAAAUCAUAGAAUAAGAUGACAUUUCAGAUAUAGGCUAGGACUCUUAACAGUCUAGACACAACGAUAGGAAAGUAAGUGCAGAUAAAUAGUUUUGUUAUGUACGUUUGACACGAAAGGAUAUAAUUGUUUAUACAUUCUUAUUGCCAUUCUUAUUUUUUUUUUAUUUGUGCCAAUUUUAAGAAUAUGUAUAAAUAUUUGUAGCAUUUCAACAUUCCCCAUUGGAAGGUUAACAAAAGUAAUGCCAGUUUUAAAUGUAUUUAUUUAAUGAAGUCUUGUGAAGCACUUAUAUCAAAGUAUAUUCAAUGUAUACCAGUACAUGUGGGUUUGAUGGAUUUUUUUUACAUAUGCAUUGAACAAAGUAUGAAAAAUUAUUCUGCUGCUUUUUUGCGGGUUCAGUUACUAACUGUUGAGUUAUAAUGGGUCUAGCACCAAGUGAACAAUUAAGGGUGAGAUAGCCAGAUAUGAACACAUCUCUUACUUUUUAUGUCAACUUGGCUAUCACAAGCUGCAUUUUGUAAUUCUUUAUCAAUACAUCAUAACUUAGUGUUUAAUGAAAAAACUCCUUUCAGUAAAGCAUAUGGUUACUGAACAGUUAAGAUAAAAAAUACAUUUUAAAAUAAACGUACAUAUAAAAUUUUCCGCUUUGCUGCCUUCUAAUUAAUUUUGUAUCUCAAACAUUGAUGCUAUCAUUCAGUGAAAAUCAUUUAGCUGAACAUGGAAGGAGAGGAGUCAGCUAUUUUACUUGACAUCGGUUUUAACGUUAAACAUAGCCUUAAGUAGACAAUUUGAACAAGUUUUAUUUUUUAUCUGCUGUGAUCACAUUAGAUAUUAAAUGUUGUUAUACUAAUUAUACAGAUUAUCAAACUAUAUAACAUUAAAACAUUAGAAUACUUUUCUAGUCUGGACUUACAGCAACCAUUUUAUUACUUCCAUUAAAUUUAAGAAAGUAAUAUUUUUUGAAUGGAAAAUUAAUUUGAACAAAAUAUCUAAAUGAAGCUGCAUAUAAUUAAAAUUUUUUGUAACCCAUUUUAUAUAAUGAACUGUAAAACAUAUUUUUUAAAAUUAUCCUGUGCACAUGUAGAAAGAUAUUACUUUCAUUAAUAAAUAUUAUUUUAUAUAAUAAAAUAAUGACAUAUCUUUGUCAUUAGCAUACAGGAAGUCUGCUGGAUUCAACUGCUAAACUUAAGACCGGGGGCAUUUAAUUCAAUGCAUGUGUACUCAUUUAUCUUUUGUACAGUGAUGAGGAAUAUUUUGGUGUUUUAUAAAUGAUAUCAAUAAAACAUGAAGCAAAUCAUGAUACUUAACUUUAGUCAUCCUUAAAUUGAAUUUUCUUACACGUGUUAAAGGGCAUAGUUUGGUGUUAAACAUUAUAAAUUAUUUUCAAAUUAGAACACCUGGCUAGCACAAAAAAUUUGAUAUUAGUUACUCCUCUACAUUCAUAUAUUAAUUUAUGGUAGCAGCAAAGACUAGUAAUGGAUAAAAACGGGAAACAAAAAGGUAACCGGGACUAACAACCACAUUUCUAUAAUCAUUGUUGUUGCAUUUAAAAGAUCCAUCAAUCUUUAUUUUGCUGUGUAUGUGUUAAUAUAUAUAUAAAAAUAUAUUUCCUCUUGUCAUGAGGUCAUUAGAUAAACAAGCUUUAUGCGUCUUUCUUGAAUAUUUGAUUUUGAAUGUAGCGACAAUAACAUUGGAACCAUUUCACAAACAGAGUAUUGUAAUCUGCGUGGUAUGUUAAAUUACUCCGUACACGUGUGGUGGUCACUAAUUGGAUGGAUAUCACUGUGUCUGUUGUUGUUAUUAUGAAUUGUAUAGAAUCCACAAUCUAUUAAUGUUUGUCUUGUUUUCAAAUUCGGAUAACAGAUGAGAGUGAGUUGUUAUUUGUAAAACAAAAGAACAAUUCUGGGGUAAUUUUCUACAAGUGGAGCAAUAAGCAGAAAUGUUUUUGGUUUCCAUGGUAAUGUGUUCCACAUUCAGAACGUUGCCACACAAUUGAAAUAUAUAAAUGACCCAUAAUUUAAAAUUCACAAUGUGACAGUCACUGCCUUGUAUACUUUCCUGAAAACUUACCUAUAUUCUUUGUAUUUUAUUGUGUUUUCUUUUCUAAUGCUUUUUUUAAUGACUGCAUCUGCCAACCAUUCUUUUCCAAUUCUAUAUAUUUUUUUGAUAAUGUAAUUUUUAGGAAAAUAUUUUAUACUGCAUAUAUUUAAUAUUUUGGUAAGAAAAUUUAAAACUGGCAAUUACUUCAGCAGUUUUAACUGGAGUGGUGACAAGCAUUUGCAGUAGCAAAAGAGGCUUCAGUAGUGGCCACUUAUACAACAUGUUUUCCAUUUACAUUUUUUUUGAAUAAUUUUUAAUUUUUUUUUGUUUUGCUGAUAUUCAUUUGUUUGUAUAGAAUGUCUCACAAAUUGCUUUGUAUACAUUUUGUAAAAAUAUUUAUAAAAUGUUUUGUAAAAAAAAAACUACUAUAACAAAUUGCAGUUUAUUUUGUUAUGUUGGGUAAAUAAUGUUAAAUGAUGGAAGCUGUAAAUACAAUGUUAAUUUCCUGGUUAGAAAACUGUUUGGCUGUAAAUUACACAUUAAAAUAAUCAUUGCAAUACAACCAAA
Pelobates cultripes (western spadefoot toad) is the source of this 80890-nucleotide messenger RNA. Lineage: Eukaryota; Metazoa; Chordata; Amphibia; Anura; Pelobatidae. The record is from the annotation of a GenBank genome assembly.